AUGGAUUAGUAAGUGGGUUUAUUUCUUUCUGAUGCUUCUGUUGGAUGGAGGGGGGGGGGGAGAGAAACAGACUCUGAGAGCUAUAAUACAUUAUGUCAUGUAAUUGCCAACAGCCUUUUAAGGUGCAGGCUGCAAUUCAAUCAUGCGGACAUCAAGAAAAACGUGUGUUAAGUUUUGAUCAUCAGGAUCAUAGGUAUGUGAGUUUGGUUCUUCUUGUCAAUGUUGUGUCCUUUGUUUAAAAAAUAAUAAUACAAUUUCCCUCCCCUUAUCCACCCUGCCCCAGGAAAUGUACACAUUGCUAGCUAGGAUAUGAGUUUUAUGAUAGAAUUUAAACAGCCUGAGUAUUUCCUGGAAUCUGUUUCUCAGGCUUGUUAGCUUGGCAACUGAAAUGUUUCCUUACCCCACUAAACUGGAGAGGCAUCUAAACAUUUGAGGCCAGUGCCAAUAAUUCAUAAACCGUUUUCCCAGCUUUAUAACUGUUUGGGACACUUCCCUGAAAGGAGGAGGAGGGGAUUUUAAACACCACCUCUGCUUUUGGCAGUAUCUAGAAGUGAUGGCAGGGAAAGUCCACCUGGUUUCAGUGGCCACAUUAGCAAUGGUGAUGCUGUUGGGCUUUGCAGCAAGCAGAGGUGCUGGGUUGGGCAAAUAGGUUUAAAAGCCUUCCACCAAGCCCAGUAUCAUUAAAGGGAUAGGAGUUGCCCCCUUCUUUCUCUUCAGAUGUCCUUCCCAUUAUCUGAUUUGGUACAAUCUAUGUAAUAAAACAGAUGAUUUUAGCUGAGGUUCCUGCAUUGCAGGGGCUUGAACUAGUUGACUCUUGGCCCCUUCCAACUCUACAAUUCUAUGUUUCUAUCCCUAUCCUUGACCAGUGGUUCAAGGCAGCUCAAGAGACAAAAAUAAAAGCCCCUUUACACCUGCAGCAAAAAAUGUAAAGGACAGUUAAGUGGCUAUCCGGGGAGGCAAUGUGUACUAAAGUCCACAAAGCUUCAGGGAGAAUGAUGCAAGAAACAAAGGAGAUUGAAAAUGUGGAGGCAGAGGUGGUGAACCUGCGGGACCUCCAGGUGUCGGGGGACUACAACUCCCAUAAUCCAUGAACAUUGGCCAUGCCGGCUGUGGUUGAUGAGAGCUGGAGUCGAGUGGCACCUGGAGCAUGUUCCCCACGCCCUCUAUUGAAAGAAUUACAGUGGAGCUGUGUUUGGCACAGCUGCAGCCAAACAUUGCUUUUGGGCUUGUCACCUGUAUGCUUUAGCAGCCUUUGUGUCACACUUGGGACUAGUAAUCUUGGAAUUGAAGGUCAGGUCCUGGUGUACUUGGAGCUCUCCCUCCAGACACGGAAGGGAAGAGUAUCAGCCCUUGCAAUUUCCUGUCAGUCAGAGACCUUCUCGGUUGGCCAAGUAGAAGGACCAGGUCCCUGUUCUCUACCUUUGGUUGUCUGACAGAGCAGGACCUUAUUCCUGGUUACUCCUGAGGCUGUAGUUCCUCAACCUGAUGGAAGUCAUCUAGCCCUUGCCCUAGCCCAACAACUUGUCAUGUUGUUGUUGUUUUGAUUGGCACUGACAGUUAUAAUUAAGUUUAGGUACAUGAGUUUGUGAAUUAGGAAGGCGAUAGUAGCUUCGAAAUUACGGAUAGGCAAUAUAUACCACUGUUGAUGAUGACUGGUGUGGACCAGAGCUUGUCAUCUAGGCACAGAGAGGGAGGCAGGGCCUUCCCGGUGUAAUUCUUCUCUGAGAGAAGCAAGUGGCCUUCCCUGCUCAAGACACCUGCCAGCAAAGUGGGCUAAGAGGAUUAAAAUUGUAAGCUUUUCACCCAAAUCCCAGCGCUAAGAUGCUGAGCUGCUAUUGACCUCCGUUAGAGCCUGUAUUUUUUAACUUCCUGUCUAAGGCAACUUGAAAGCAAGGUACUUUUAAAAAUAUUCAUGAAAAAGGAAGAAAACCAAAUUUAACGAAAUGUGUAAAACAUACCAAGGCCGGGGGAAAGACUUGGCAUUGGGUUCUCAGAAAAGCGGCGGGGGGGGGGGGAAUAGGCAUUUUAAUUUUUCUUCUUCUUGAGUUCAUUUCAAUUAUUAGCUUUUUCCAGCACUAGAUCUCCCCGUUCUAGCUCCCAUUCUUUAUUCUGCAGAAGAAAAAAAGCUACUAAUAUGUCAAAAUAAUAGAGGAAUGCAGAACAACCACUUCCCAGUUUUCAGUAAUUCAGUGGAACCAGAUGAGCCCAGGUUAAAAGUUCAAACUCAGCAGCGAUUUUAAGAAAUUUUAAGCAAACGCACAAUUUUAACCCCAGGUCUUGCUUUGAUGAAGAAGCAAAAAAUACCGGGGGAGGGAAACAGUCUGCUUCAACGUAGAUUUCUGCAAUAGAAGUUGUGCUCAUUACUUGAUGAUACGUGUAACUCAAUAUAAGGAUAACUUAAAGGGCUUGUGUAUUUUUUAGCACUAUUCCAAUAUAUAGGUGGUUAAGGCCUUAAACACAGAUCUAAGUUGCACUCUUCCGAAAAACAGAAUGUUCUUUUGCAAGGGUAUAAAUCAGUACCCUACUAAAAAGGAAAAAAUAUAGAAAGAGCUCAUUAGCACUAUGUCUACACACCAGCCAAUUUUCAUGUCAUUCAUUGCUCUGCAAACUUCUGCUCCUACCGCUUCUUUUUCAUUAUUCUGAGGGGAUUGUUCAGAGUAGCCCGUUCACCAGCCACAGUGCUCUCAAGGUAUUCUAGGCCUGCCUUAGCAACCUGAAGUCCUCCAGAUGUUUAGGAUGUCCAUCAGCCCCAGCCAACAAGGCCCAGAGCUCUAGGAUGAAGGGAGUUGUAGAGCAACAACAUCUGGAGAGUACCAAGUUGGGGAACCAGCUGUUCCAGGCUGUGUUUCCCGUUGUCAAUAAAAGUUCCUGUUACAGUUAAACAAAGGGGGUGGGUUUAGCUUUAUGAAAAUCUAAACAAAACCCUUUACAAUGCGAGCUGCCAGCUCACUCUUCUGGCAAUAGUUAUUGCUACUAGAAAAGUGAGCUUACGUUGUCCAGGCCAAGACCAUAUGAGAGAAUCAGCUGGCAGAUUGCUCCUUUACAUUAAAAAUAUUAAAUAUUUGUGGAAACUUUCAAAACCAAGUGGAGAUAAAGAGAGCCUGGGCUGUGGUCAAUCCUAUAUGCUCAUUUGCUGAGGACUUGCUCAGUCCUGGCUUUGUCAAACAAAGCAAGCCCUGUUAAUAUGGCGUGAAACCCAUUUGUUAUCCAUAUUCCCCAAUGAAGCUGCUUCUUGGUGCUGACACGAGAGUUCGUGCAGUUUCCUUGUUGACCACUUUCUGUAACUCUGUACUGUAGAAAGAGCUGCUUUGCUAAGUGUGGGCACUCUCCAUAAAGAAGAAGGUUUCUGUAUACUAUAAAAUUUAGUAGUUGUGGUUUGGGAUGAAAUUCCACGGUGUUCUGUGGGCAGCAGAACCUAUUAGAGACGAUGCACCAUCCUAUCAUUUUUAAUAAUUUGGAUCACUCCUGCUAUCAGUAAAUUGUUCCCCUGUGUGCGCCCCUAAUGGAAUCUCCCUGGCAGAGGGUAGUGGACAUGCAUAACUAAGGAUGGCAGGGGGGCUGGGGAGGUAUAAUUGUCUUUGCUGAGUUGUGUUUUAACCAACCCAGUUAGAUCCACUGGGCCAUUUACGAAGAGCCCCAAAUCCCUCCUCAGUUUGCCUUGGGAGCAAACAGAGAUUGAGCCCUGCCUGCUCGUCUAAAGGAGGUGCUGGGCAGGCGGGCGAUAGCAUGCUCCCUUUAGUUCACUGUCCCAAAGGCCAAUCUCUUCCACCAGCACCCUAGUAACCAUUUUGAAGGGGACUCAGAAUCCAGUGCACCAUUUGCAAUAUUGUCUCUAGGCCACAAAUCUCUCCCCACCCUACAUGGCUUUACAGAUAAAUAAAUGCUCUUUUCAUCAUUGAAGUGGUGAGUAGAGAAGAUGGGAUUUCCCACACAAAAGUUGCAUGUGAACACGUUUCUCUUGGAAUAAUAGUAGGUACCAAGGCUGCUUUGCCCAGGCUGGUAUAAUUAAGGUAUAAAAUGCAUCUCAAGCCUGGUGCAUCUCAGGCCAUGCACUGUCUAGGGUUUCUGUUAUCAGGUUCUGUGACUAGUGCAGGAACAAUCUGAAACAUGGGCCUGUGGUGGUCAAAGCUUCAAGUUAUACUAAAAUCAUGCUUGGCAAUUCCCAUGUGUAUGCAAUAAAAAGCUGAGGUUUACCCCUUCUCCCAUGUGCUAAUAUCCUCCUGAAAAUUACCCCUCUGUGAAGUGGUCCCCCCCCCCCAAGCUGCCAUUAUCUGCAAACAGCAGCUUCAGGCAAGAAGUGGGUUUUCAGUGAUUAUUGAAAUUCAGUGAUUUCAUUAUGGUCCCGAUCUGGAAUCGCUCCCUCUCGCACACAAAAUAAAUAGAUUGUAAAUAAAAAGACACAGGGAAUCUCAACACGGGAUUCAAGGACUUAAUGUAGCAUGUUGAUAGAAUGAAAAUAUGGAGCCUAUCUGAAACAAAUCAAGGUUUUCUUGUGGCUUUUGAUGUGGACUCUAUGGGGUCUGUGCACGCCCAGGACAGUGCACAGAGCAGCCUAGAGGAGAACAACCCCUCUCCCAGCAAGCAGCUUGCAUAGCAUGCAGGUUCCACGGAGCAGACUGAGUAGCUGUGUGCUUUGUGCCACGUCUGGAGCCAAAGUGCUGGCUGAUACCUAGAACAGGUGGACCUCCUGGUCCUGGUGGGCGCCAAACUCCCAUCACCCUUGACCAUUGGUGAGGGUGAUAAGGGGGUUGUAGUUCAGCAGUACCUGGAGGUCUGGAGGUUCCCCCUCCCUGGGCUAGAGCAGAUGAUCAGGGCAGAAGUCGUUUCUCAGAGAGGAGUGUAGCAGGUGUGAAAGAUUUGCAGCAGAACUGGAUUUGUUAUUUGAUGAUCAUCUAACGGUCAACAGAGUUGCUAGUGUCCCUACUCAAAUUGCCUGCGGUUCCUUCCUCCAACUGGCACCUAGGGUGGCUUGGUGAGUAGGGAAUCUGUGCCUGAACAGCUGUGCUCCUGAUUUGAUCCCUACAACAACAACAACAACAACAACAACAAUGCAGUUCCUGACCAUGAGAACCUCUGUAACAGCAGAAGAAAUGAUGGAACACGCAAUCGCACAAUGGUCCACUCAAAGAUCAGUGGAAAGGAAGCAACGUCUUUCCAAGUUGUCACAAGAAAGUUUUGCUCGAAAUAAGUAGAACUGGGUUGUGGGGCUGCAAAUGGCCUGCUCCCACCCAGAUUUUUGCAGCAGGUCAAGCAUAGUAUCAUAUGGGCAAGUCAUGUAUAUGUGACCAUGCAGGGAACUGUGUAACAAUGAUUAAAGGGUCCCUGCCAAAGGGGCAUAUGUAGCAUUUCUGGAACUCUAGAAAUGGAAGGGAAAGGGAAAAGACCAAUGAGCUCUUUUCACGACUUAACAGCAAGGUGCUGUGUUUACUACAGGAGCUAAUACUUGUGGGUUUAAUUGCUAAUUUGGCAUCAAUUGGUUGGUGAGGUCUAGGUUUUUCUCUUAGCUUUAUAGGCUGUUUACUUCAUAAGGGUUUAAUUUUUAAAAAACAACAAUAAUUAACUAUUUUAAAGGUAUGGUAGUAAGCUCUUUAGGAGGGCAUGGUAGCUGAGUUGUUGCCACAAACUGCAUUUUAUGGUAUGUCUGUGGAUUGUUAUUUAAUUGUAGUGAAUUAACCUAUUGUAUUGAUUUACCAUUAUCUGUGAAAUAUAAUUUUUAGAAUGUGAGUGUGAAUGUUCUUUUCAGUGAGCGUUAAAUGUUUUACACCUUUGUGUCGAACAUAGAAUUACGGUUGUGUUGGUUUUAAUUUUUUUUAAUCUUCUUUUGUUUCUGGAUUUGCUCUCGUUUUGUCGUGUACACGUGAGAAAAGAAAACUUUCAUCUGGAGAACUUUCUAAGACAAAGUGUGAAUAUUAUUUUUAUGAGUCCUUUCUACAGUAUUCAAAGACAAACCAAUUAAAAAAAACCAGUAUUCAUGUAAUAUAUCUUGUAUGUAUUCCUGAAAUCUGUACAAAUAUAAGAAAAGCUCUAAUGUGUCAAUGAGCACUGUCCUGCUCUUCCCCUGACUAGGGAGGGUGCCUGAAAAAGACAAUGGUGUUUUGACAUUGUGUUGAGGGUUCUUGGCUGCUUCCAGAUCAGGGCCUUUUUGAGUCGUUUUUCAUCCUAAUGAUAGUGACGUGGGAAGCUGCCUUAUACCGAGUCAGAUCAUUGGCCCACCCAGCUCAGUAUUGUUUAUACCAGUGUAUCCCAAACUUGGGUCUCCAGCUGGUUUUGAACUACAACUCCCAUCAUCCCUAGCUAGUAGGACUAAUGGUCAGGGAUGAUGGGAACUGUAGUCCAAAAACAGCCGGAGACUCCAAGUUUGGGAAACGCUGGUUUAUACUGACAGGCAGAAGCUCUCCAGGAUUUCAGGCAGGGGUCUUUUUCUAGGCUGACCUGCAAUUGCCAUAGGAGCUUCGCAAUGCAAAGCAGAUGCCCUACCUCUGAGGUAAAAACAGAUGGGCCCAACGACUCUUCCCUAACACACAUUUUUUGGCAACUUGCUUGCUCUGUCUCUCUACAAGUCAUCACCAUUUAACACAUACACAAAAAUCAAGGCACAAAGCACUUGCACAUUAGUACCCAAUUUUUCAAAAUGUGGAAAAGUAACCCAUCCAACACAAGUGGUAGAUGAACCUGUGAGGAAGGAAGGAAUGGCAGACUUGCCACAGCCUUACUGAAUGAGGAGAUUUGUAGCUGGCACAGAACUUCUGAGGGAAUCAAGAAGAGCGCUGAUAAAGACCACCGAAAUCUCUCAGGGGAAAGGAACGCCUUUCAAGUUUCCGCUGGGUUUUCCUGAAGAGCCAAAUUUUGUGGUGCGCUUAAAGGUUCCGCUGAGGAAAAUUGCCUUUCAGUCAGGCAGCCAAGAUAUUUUUAUUCUGCCAGGCUUUUAAGAUUUUUUAAAACUGCAUUUAAAUCCUCCUCCUUUUUUAUGCUGCCUUUCAGCAAUCCUUUUAAGAUAUUCUUCUCAGUUGUUAUUGUAUAUAUUUGUUGUAACCCACCUUGGGUCACUUUGAGGCCCAAUAGGCAGCAUAUAAAUGUUAUCUUACAAGAGCCCAAGUAAUGUUUUUUUUUGGGGGGGGGGACAAUAAAAAUAGGCUUUACUUAUAAGUUUUAAAUUGAUAAUAAAAAGCAUGAAAUGCCACAAAGAAUGCACAAUAUUAUAUUCUUGCUCUUGAUCUUUCAGGUUUAAAAGGAAGAGGCAGUUUAGAAACUGUUAUUUGGUGUAGACACACCUCUCCAAGAGAAAUUAAUAAUUGGAGCUCCUGUUGUAGUUAAUAGGCAAUUACUUAUUCCACACUAAAGAGUCAUUUUGUCAACAUUAUUCUAUGCAUGGAAAAUAAAAACAAAUAUGUUGCAAUUGCUAUCAAAAGGAGGCACCCUUCUCCUAGAUUUCAGUAUAAUGAGCUUCUCAGCAUGACUAUAUUCAACCAAAACUCUUAGGAAUCAACUGUCACAAUGUGAGUGAAAACUUUAUAAAGGCAAUGAUGCUAAUAAGAAAUGAGACAACAUACAAUUUCAGUGCCUGCAAUCUCUCUAUCAAUUGCAGGAGUUGCAGAUAUUAAGAGUAAAUUCAUUAGCUUAAAGCCACCAUUCUUUAGUCUGUCAGCACAACUAUCUCAAAUGAAUUAUGAAAUUUGAGUGAACAGAGUUAGGUUUAGGAUGAUUCAAGUUCCAGGACAAAAUUCUACUCCAGCUCAAGAUACUGUAUACCUACGCAAAUUUCCUCACCAUCGUGCACCUAAAUGAUCACGACAAAGUUCAAAUGCCUCCUGUGAAAUAUGCUACAGUUUGAAUUCUUCAGAACUUAUCAGCUUUAAGGGAGAAAAUCGUAAAACCUGGGGGACAAUAUGCUGAUAUUUAUAAAUAAAGCAAAUCUUUCUUUUUUUAAAAAAAUAAUGUUACUACCCCCCACCAUUAAUAAUAAUUAUUAUUUAUUCCCAGGGGUUGACAGCCUUGAGCAUGCUCAGUUCCAACUUUUCUGUGGAAACUUUUGGGCCACCAGGUGGCAGCCACAUAUGCAUAUCUUACAACCACCAGUAAGGCAGAUCCUCCUCGCCUGUCACUUCCGGUCCAUCUCACUCACCUUCCAAGUGAGCCACCAACUUCUUAGAAUGAAGCAGCAGCUGCUGUGUCCGCUCUUUUUCUACACACAUAAACACACAGAGAGAGCUAUGGCGCUCUGCAGAGUCACUGCUGUGGACCAUAUGUGCAAAGCUCUCAGACCUCACAUGAGAAACCCCAGAUGACAGAUCCCAUUAUAGUUGGCCACUGGCCAUGCCCAUUGGGGCUGAUAAGACUUGUAGCCCAGCGAUUUAUGGCAAGCCAUGGGCUAGCCUCCACUGUUCUAUACCAAAUGGAGGGUCCAUCCUUAUCCUGUAUCCUGUUCCCACUACCCCUGGUGUUGCAAAGAAAGCAGGAUGGAAACUUGACCCAGAACUCUCCUUUUAGGAAAGAGGAUGCACUGCAACAUUUUGCUGCCCAGCCCGCUACCUCCAUGUCCAUGUCAUUUUCAGUUGGCCUGGUCAGUUUUGCUCAGAGUAUUCUUACACCAGACAUAAAUUUUCAGUUGUGCUGGUCUUUCCCUUCUUGUUUCCUGGCGGCGACUUGUUUUGCUGCAUACGCAAAAGACAAAAUCAAUCUUCCAUCUUCCAACACGGUAUGAGUUCUAUUUUUAAUCAUCUCUUUCACAGUGAGGCAAUGAAAUAAAAAAUAUGCAUGAAAUGUCCUAUCUAUAGUUCGUUUGUUUGUUUGCUACAUUUUUAUCCCACCUUUCGUCCAGGGUGGUGUACAUAGUUCCCCACCCCCCAUUUUAUACUCACAGCAACAGGUUAGGUUAGGCUGAGAGAGGCAGUGAUUGGCCCAAGGUUAAUGGCCGAGUGGUGAUUUGAACCCAGGUCUAUCCAGCACUCUAACCACUGCCUUCAGGCCGUACUUCUGUAAUUGAGGAGAUAAUUUUGCUUGGUCCACAGACAAGAAUUGUGAAAUAGGGUGUUGCAAUAUCAAGGCAAACCACCUUAUUUCCCUAUAAAAAUUACAGUAUGGGAGAAUGUGAGUGAACGUUUCAACUGAGCCACUUUUGAAAGGACAAAGUGUCAGAUGCCAAGGCGGCUCAGUAAAUUGACCUCCCAUAAUUGCUGAUGGCGAGACAUCACCUUGCCAACAAAGGUCCGUAUAGUUAAAGCUAUGGUUUUCCCAGUAGUGAUGUAUGGAAGUGAGAGCUGGACCAUAAAGAAGGCUGAUCGCCGAAGAAUUGAUGCUUUUGAAUUAUGGUGCUGGAGGAGACUCUUGAGAGUCCCAUGGACUGCAAGAAGAUCAAACCUAUCCAUUCUUAAGGAAAUCAGCCCUGAGUGCUCACUGGAAGGACAGAUCGUGAAGCUGAGGCUCCAAUACUUUGGCCACCUCAUGAGAAGAGAAGACUCCCUGAUGUUGGGAAAGAUGGAGGGCACAAGGAGAAGGGGACGACAGAGGACGAGAUGGCUGGACAGUGUUCUUGAAGCUACCAGCAUGAGUUUGACCAAACGGCAGGAGGCAGUGGAUGACAGGAGUGUCUGGCGUGCUCUGGUCCAUGGGAUCACGAAGAGUUGGACACGACUAAACGACUAAACAACAACAAUUGCUGAUGGCAAAGCAUUGGGGAAGUGCUAUAUGAAAACAAGCAGUGCAACAUAUUUUUUUUCCUAUUUCAUAACAUUAAGAGAGUUGCUGGGAAAAUAAUGCAAUUGCAAAAUAAUGCUAUUUUACAGCAGUGAUUCACGUCUUCUGUAUCACUUCUCCCUCACACUUUUGCCAGCUGACUUGCUUCCCUCUUCCUCUGUACUAGUCAGAGUCUAUUUUACACCAUUUAUAUAAAUAUCAUGACUUAGCACGGGGGGGGGGGGGAGUUGAUUCAGCUCACAUUUAAAUCUGAAUACUGUAUAUCAAAUUUGCACUUUCCAAAAUAACAUGAUAGCUGAGUUUUCCAACCACCCACCUUUCCCCCCCCAAAAAAGUGCAUCAUAUUAGACAAAAGUCUUUGCAAAAAUUUGUAAAAAACACAAAUGUGUAAUCACACAAAAAGUAGGUUGAUUAGAAGAAAUUCACACUAAAACAGGCCUAGGCAAACUCCCAUCAUUCCUAGCUAACAGGACCAGUGGUCAGGGAUGAUGGGAAUUGUAGUCCCAAACAUCUGGAGGGGUGCAGUUUGCCUAUGCGUGUACUAAAAUGUUGAAGUAGUUUUGUAUUUUUUUAACAAUAAUCACAAAAGUUGAGAAAUGUAAUUAAGACUUGUAAAAUGAGAAACAGAGAAGCAAAACUGACAGAUUGUUGCAUCCAUAGGCAUGACUCACAAAUGUACGGUACUUCACCUAAUUUCUCAGACUGUGUUUCAUGUUCCCUUGGAAAGUUGAGAAACACUUGCAGAAGGCUGAGGAAUGCAGAGCUGCCACCAAACUCUGCUGAAAGCAAAACUUUAAGGAGGAUUUGAUCAUGCCAUUUUAGUAGCAUGUCUUUUAAAAUUAAUUCUUAAAUUUCCACUAAAUGCAUUUUUUGUUUAAGUGCCAUCGCACAAGAAUUUUUAAAUGAUUUUGAAAGGUGUAUGCAAUAAAACACUUUGCCACAAAUGAAAAGACUGGUUAAAAAUCACAUAAAUGUGCCAUACAUGCUGCUAAAAAGGUGUUGGCUAGAAAGGUAACAGUGGACCGCAGGGUUCAGCCAACCCAACGUGUCACUGAACACAUCAAAACUGUGUCUUUUCUGAUGGACAGAGGAGUAGCACUGAGGCAGCCAAUGUCUGCAGAGUUUGCACUGCUUUUCCGUUCUGUGACUCCAAAAAAUGAGAUAUUGUGACUUGCAAAACAGAAGAAAAUAAAAAGCAGCAGAAGGAAAACAAAAGAGAAAAAUGAUUUUAUGACCAUGCAAUGUGGAUCAACAAAGAGUAGAAGAAGAAGAGUUUGGAUUUGAUAUCCCGCUUUAUCACUACCCGAAGGAGUCUCAAAGCGGCUAACAUUCUCCUUUCCCUUCCUCCCCCACAACAAACACUCUGUGAGGUGAGUGGGGCUGAGAGACUUCAGAGAAGUGUGACUAGCCCGAGGUCACCCAGCAGCUGCAUGUGGAGGAGUGGAGACGCGAACCCGGUCUUCCAGAUUACGAGUCUACCGCUCUUAACCACUACACCACACUGGCUCUCAGUGUGGCUCUCAGUAGCCAUUCUAAGGCAAAUGCCUAGUGUGGAAGCCUCCUUUAUUAGACAAACAACAGCUAGGUUGAAAACAAUGGUUAUUGAGAGAGUUGGCAGGGACAUGAUCGAUCCGUUGCUAAAUGAUGUACAAAUGCAUUUCCCCCCCCCCCCAUUUCGCUGUUGCCUUUGGCCAAACAGGCAUUGAAAGUUGGUGUGGGACUACGAGAACCUCUCUGACUGGAGGCAAGGCUGGGAUGAACUAAAUUUGUCAGUACCAUGAUAGCCCUGCUAUAUUAAUUUCCACUCUAUUGGAGUGAGGGGCAGACCCCUAUCGUCAUUAGCUAACUCUAGUGACCUUGCACAGCAAUUCUUUCCCUGUAGUGAAGCAAGAUUUUUAUUGUAACUGCUAUAAUCCUUUUUCUUACCAGAGCCAGAAAGACGGAUUGUGAAAUCACUGCUACGGUUGAUGGUAGCUCAAAAGCCCAAGGUUUCAUCAGUGUGGGAAGGGGAGAAGUGGAACUAAAAUGCACAGCAUUGAGAUAAAGGUUAACACCAGCUUGGUCUUACUUCACUGCUACUUGCUGUGAUUGAUGGAAGUAUAUAAUUCCUAGAUUUCAUAAGCAUGGAAAGAGUGAGACCACAUUUCACAGUUGAAAUAAUGAGGGCGGGGCGUUUUGAAAGCCUGGUAUCAGCACACUGUGCUAUAAAUGCAAGCCAGAACUGGAGGGGCAAAGCACAGAGGCCAAGACAACGGUACCAGUUUUCAAAAGUGAUCUAUUAAUUCCAUCUACUCCAGAGCUCUCGGUCAUACAGCACAUUCAGGGAUAUAGUUGCCGAAGACAGUUACUGCAUCAGCCUAGUAGCACCGAGGGAUAGCAGAGAGCGGCAAUGGUGGACUGCUUCUUUUAAUAAUAAUAAUAAUAAUAAUAAUAAUAAUAAUAAUACAUUUUAUUUAUAUCCCGCCCUCCCCAGCCAAAGCCAGGCUCAGGGCAGCUAAAAACAAUCAAAUAAUCAAACAAUCAAAUAAUCCAACAUUCUAAAACAUUUCAUUAUAAAAAUUAAUUAAAAUCAAAUUAAUGGCAACCGUUAAGGAAAGUUCUGUGCAGGUUGCCAGAGGAGGGAGUUAGGCUGUGCCCUGACCAAAGGCCUGGUGGAACAACUCUGUCUUGCAGGCCUUGCGGAAAGAUGUCAGGUCCCGCAGGGCCCUAGUCUCUUGUGACAGAGCGUUCCACCAGAUUGGAGCCGCAGCCGAGAAAGCCCUGGCUCUAGUUGAGGCCAGCCUAACCUCUCUGAGGCCUGGGACCUUCAGGAUGUUUUUAUUUGCAGACCGUAGGUUCCUCUGUGGGGCAUACCAGGAGAGGCGGUCCCGUAGGUACGGGGUCCUAGGCCGUAUAGGGCUUUAAAGGUUAAAACCAGCACCUUAAACCUGAUCCUGUACUCCACCGGGAGCCAGUGCAGCUGGUAUAGUACCGGAUGAAUGUGAUCUCGCAGCGAAGACCCCAUAAGGAGUCUCGCCGCGGCAUUCUGCACCCGCUGGAGUUUCUGGGUCAGUCUCAAGGGCAGCCCCACGUAGAGCGAGUUACAAUAAUCCAGUCUGGAGGUGACCGUCGCGUGGAUCACAGUGGCUAGGUCAGGGCGAGAGAGAUAAGGGGCCAACUGCUUAGCUUGGCGGAGAUGAAAAAAUGCCGCCUUUGUUAUAGCUGUAAUCUGCGCCUCCAUAGAGAGGAAGGUAUCGAAGAUUACACCCAAACUCUUAACGGACGGUGCUGGCACUAAUUGCACCCCGCAAGAGAUGGGAGUUGCCCCCAAUCCCAUAUCGUCCCGUCCCAGCCAGAGGACCUCUGUCUUGAAGGAUUUAGCUUCAACCGGCUUCCACGUAACCAUCCAGCCACAGCUUCCAAACAUCUGGUCAGUGUGUCUGGGGCCGAGUCAGGAUGGCCAUCCAUCAACAGAUAGAGUUGGGUGUCAUCGGCAUACUGAUGGCAGCCCAGCCCAAAACUCCGGACAAGCUGGGCGGGCGCAUAAAGAUGUUAAAAGCAUCGGGAGAGUAUCGCACCCUGAGGCACUCCACACACCAAGGAGUGGCGCGAUGACAAUUCCCCCAAGCGCCACCCUCUGUCCCCGACCAGAGAGAAGCAGGCGCAGCCAUUGAAGGACUGUGCCCUGGAUCCCCCACGUCGGCAAGGCGGUGGUCCAGGAGUUCGUGAUCGACCAUGUCGAAGGCUGCUGACAGGUCUAGAAGAAUCAGCAGCCCCGACCCGCCUCGAUCCAGCUGCCUGCGGAGAUCAUCUGUUAGGGCGACCAGAGCCGUCUCGGUCCCAUGACCAGCGCGGAGCCGGACUGGAAUGGAUCCAGAGCCGAUGUUUCAUCCAGAAACCUACCAAGCUGUUCAGCAGCCGCUCUCUCAAUCACCUUACCCAGGAAAGGAAGAAUUGAAACCGGGCGGUAAUUGGAUAGAUCUAAGGGAUCUAAUGAUGUUUUCUUUAAGAGCGGGCGCACCACUGCCUCCUUCAAUUCCCCUGGAAAUAUCCCGGUGCCAAGGGACAAAUUGAUGAUAUCCCCCAGGGGCCCGCACCUCGUCUGGACACGCUCUAAUCAGCCAAGGCAGACACGGGUCAAGAGGACAGGUGGUGGGCUUUCCAGCUCGGAGGAGUCUGUCCACAUCGGCUGGGGAUAUCCGGUCAAAGUGGUCCAAUACUGGACCCGAGGACAGUCGAGGGCCUCCAGUUCCUUUAUUGUAUCCAAAUUGGCAGGAGGUCAUGGCGGAGCAACAGGACCUUCUCCACAAAAAAGCUUCGCAAAUGCCUCACAGCUGUGUGUCAGAUUGUUAUUUAAAUUUGGCUGUCCUUCAAGGGACGUUAAAGACCUAAUUAUACUAAAUAAUUGCGCCGGGCGAGAGCUAGCGGAUGCAAUGGAGGCCGAGUAAGACUUCUUAGCGGCCUUCACCGCCAUCUCAUAGGUUUUCAUAAAAACCCUAUAAGAUGUUCUUGAGGCUCCGUCACGGGCACCCCGCCAUACUCGCUCUAGCCGUCUGAGGUCCCGCUUCAUUUUCCGAGCUCCUCGGUAAACCAGGGAGCCCGGUUUCUGCGGAGUCGCAGAGGGCGCUUAGGUGAGAUCUCAUCUAUGGCUGCCAGGAGCUGGAUAUUCCAGCCCUCAACAAGCUCAGUCAAUGAGUCGCCAGGGGGAGCAAGGUCCCGCAGGCUUGACGGAAUCUAUCAGGGUCCAUCAGCCUCUGUGGGCGAGCCCAAAUCGGCUCGCCACCUAAGCAGGGUGUGGGUGGAAAGUCAAUCCUGGCUUUCAGAGCGUAGUGAUCAGACCAUGGCACCUUCAUUGAAGGAGACAUGAUCACAUCUAUACCUACGCCAAAGAUCAAAUCCAGUGUGUGGCCUGCUUGAUGUGUGGGGCCUGAAACAAACUGGGAGAGCCCUAGUGUUGCCAUGGAAGACACCAGGUCCAGAGCCUGUGAGGAGGGGUGGCAUCAGCAUGGAUGUUGAAGUCCCCCAAUACCAAUAGGUUAGGGAACUCCAAGGCCCAGCCGGCCACCGCCUCCAGCAGGCCUGACAGGGUGGCUGCUGGUGCGCUAGGUGGCUGGUACACCAGCCAGACAGCCAAGCUCACCUCAGAGCCCACACUAGGCCAACACAUUCAAUGCCGGGGAUCGAUGGCGAUGGUAGAGCCCUGAAAGAACAAUCUUCCCGGAUUAAUAAUGCCACCCCUCCCCCCCGGCCCACAGUCCGUGACUGGUGGAGGACGGAGAAACCCGGGGGCGCAUCUCUCGUAAGGUAACUGUUGCCCCUUCGCGUACCCAGGUCUCCGUCACACAAGCCAAGUCGACCCCCUGCGAGGUAAAGAAAUCUCGCAGAGUGGCGGUUUUGUUGCCUAUAGACCUGGCAUUGCACAACACCAGUGACGGAGGUGAGUAAUCCUUGCUCACCCUACCCUCGUCCCUCGGGAUGGGGCGCAGAUUGGAAGGGGUACGAGCAUAUCCGUAUCUCGAUCCCCUUCUCCUAUGACAUCUGCCCCCACCGCCAUACCUCCCUCGCCCCUCCGCAGUAGGAAUCCCAAGCCUCAUACAAGCCUCCAUUUACAAAAUAGAAAAACAAACCAAACCAAAAACAAUUAUACCUAAACAAAACCAAUCCCCACCCCAAACCACAAUAAAACGGAACAAAAUAAAAAUACAUAGAUAAAAACCACUGUUCACGGUGGUACAACAAAAGUAAAAGUAAAAACACCUUUAAAACACUUUAAAAUAUAUAAAAACAUUUUUAACAUUUGCUGCAGCAGCACCAAGUGUCCUUAAAACUGUAGCGGAGGUGAGUCUGGGCCCCGCCCUAGGCCAGGUGGAAUCAGCCUGAAGAGGAGCGGCCUUCCCAGCACUCACCGUGCAGCAGCAGCGAUGUCCCAGUGCCUCAAUGAGGCCUCUUAAGCUGUGGCGAAGGUGAGUCUGGGCCUCGCCCCCUAGGCCAGGUGGAAUCAGCCUGAGGAGGGAGCGGCCUUCCCCAACACUCACAGUGCAGCAGCAGCGAUGUCCCAGUGCCUCAAUGAGGCCUCUUAAGCUGUGGCGAAGGUGAGUCUGGGCCCCGCCCCCUAGGCCAGGUGGAAUCAGCCUGAGGAGGGAGCGGCCUUCCCCAACACUCACAGUGCAGCAGCAGCGAUGUCCCAGUGCCUCAAUGAGGCCUCUUAAAGCUGUGGCGAAGGUGAGUCUGGGCCUCGCCCCCUAGGCCAGGUGGAAUCAGCCUGAGGAGGGAGCGGCCUUCCCCAACACUCACAGUGCAGCAGCAGCGAUGUCCCAGUGCCUCAAUGAGGCCUCUUAAAGCUGUGGCGAAGGUGAGUCUGGGCCCCGCCCCCUAGGCCAGGUGGAAUUAGCCUGAAGAGGGAGCGGCCUUCCCCAACACUCACAGUGCAGCAGCAGCGAUGUUCCAGUGCCUCAAUGAGGCCUCUUAAAGCUGUGGCGAAGGUGAGUCUGGGCCCCGCCCCCUAGGCCAGGUGGAGUUAGCCUGAAGAGGGAGCGGCCUUCCCCAACACUCACAGUGCAGCAGCAGCGAUGUCCCAGUGCCUCAAUGAGGCCUCUUAAAGCUGUGGCGAAGGUGAGUCUGGGCCCCGCCCCCUAGGCCAGGUGGAAUCAGCCUGAGGAGGGAGCGGCCUUCCCCAACACUCACAGUGCAGCAGCAGCGAUGUCCCAGUGCCUCAAUGAGGCCUCUUAAAGCUGUGGCGAAGGUGAGUCUGGGCCUCGCCCCCUAGGCCAGGUGGAAUCAGCCUGAGGAGGGAGCGGCCUUCCCCAACACUCACAGUGCAGCAGCAGCGAUGUCCCAGUGCCUCAAUGAGGCCUCUUAAAGCUGUGGCGAAGGUGAGUCUGGGCCCCGCCCCCUAGGCCAGGUGGAAUUAGCCUGAGGAGGAGCGGCCUUCCCCAACACUCACAGGUGCAGCAGCAGCGAUGUCCCAGUGCCUCAAUGCGGCCUCUUAAAGCUGUGGCGAAGGUGAGUCUGGGCCCCGCCCCCUAGGCCAGGUGGAAUUAGCCUGAAGAGGAGCGGCCUUCCCCAGCACUCACAGUGCAGCAGCAGCGAUGUUCCAGUGCCUCAGUGAGGGCCUCUUAAAGCUGUGGCGAAGGUGAGUCUGGGCCCCGCCCCCUAGGCCAGGUGGAGUUAGCCUGAAGAGGGAGCGGCCUUCCCCAACACUCACAGUGCAGCAGCAGCGAUGUCCCAGUGCCUCAAUGAGGCCUCUUAAAGCUGUGGCGAAGGUGAGUCUGGGCCCCGCCCCCUAGGGCUGGUGGAGUUAGCCUGAAGAGGGAGCAGCCUUCCCCAACACUCACGGUGCAGCAGCAGCGAUCUUUUGGCUUGCUGCAGACAUUUUGCCCCCAAAUAUCUCUUUCCUUAUUUUGCCCCCAAAUAUCUGUUUCCUUAAAGUUUUUACAGUUUUCCUGCCUCUAGUCCUCCGAUCCUCUUUCUCCAUUUACUCUGCCCAGAGUUGAGUGACAGGCAAGCUGUUUGGCCUGAUUACAAGGCUUUCCAGCCUUAUUGGAAUGCCGUUGCCCUUUCUGGAAAUUCCACGAUGCAAUCUGAGCCCGCUGAUGCUUUGCUUAUUUAUUACAAGCUUCCAAGUAGAUAGCUCACCUCUUGGCUUCCCAAAAGCAAAAUCUUGUUUACCAGAGAUAAGCUGCUAAAAGCUAUCGAUGGCUAAGAAGAGCUUCACUCAUUUGUUCAGCUUGCGAUUACAUUAAAAAUAGUAAUGUUAUAUGGAUAAUAAAAGUAUAAGGGUAAUGAAUACAUGAGUAUCAGACAUAUUGUACAAAAUAAUAUCUGGCUGAUUAUGGUCUCUGCCUUUUAUUUUGGGCAGGGACCUGCCUGCUUCUCUGUGAUGCUUGCUUUGGAGAGUGCUAGGUCCUCCUCUGAAGAGGAUUUCUCUAGGAGGGACACUUCAGUUACGGAGUGUCCAAAUCUGUACAGAUUUGAAAGGUUCAGAAUGCCAUCUUGUUUCAAAGUGCUACACCAUCCUAGGAACACGUAGACCAAAACUUGUCCCUUAAUCUCAGAAACAAGUCCAUGCCAAAUUUGGUUACGAUAUCCUAAGAGGUGUUCCGAAUGCAUAGACAACAGACAGACAGACUGAUUGAUUGAUUGAUUGAUUGAUUUAUAAAACCUUUCCAAAAUAUAGAGAUAAUAUAGAAAGAUUAACAUUUUAGUCCCUUAGAGUUAGGAAUAACACUUUCAGUUCCAACAUUUCUCAGUAACUUCAAGGGCUGCAGACCCACAGAGAGAAUCAAGCUCCACCCUCUAUGCCUCCAUCCAUUUUUAAAAUCUGGGUUUUCGGCUUUAUCCAAUUGAUUUAACACCGAUGAGAUAAGUGAACAAGCACCCUCCUACAUCUGCAGAUAUUCUUGAACUACAACUUCCAUCCUCCCUUAGACCAUGUUGGCCUGGGGCUGAUGGGUGUUGAGAGUCUAACCACAACUGGAGGGUCAAGGGAUCCCUCUAAAGAUCUCUGUAUCUCAACACCUUUUGAAAUUGAGCUAACCUGUUACAAACAAUGGUAAAACCUUAAAUCCUUAUCCCCUUACUUGCUCCUUCAUUUAUUCAUCUGUCAACAUGAUUGAAUAGUGAGGGACAAGUCUGUCAGUUUUCAUUUCUCACUGCUUCUGAUUUUUCUCCACAUUAGUUUGUGAUUUAAAACAACAACACUCUAAUGAAAAUUUAUCAGCAUUCUAGUGUAAAUUUCUCCUAAUGCUGAUAUUUUGUAUGCAAUUUUUUCUAAUGUACAUACUAUUGCAAAGUAACUUCUCCGUGUGUGUUCAGCUUGAGCAUUUUUAAAGAAAUUGCAGAUUAGGAAAUUUGCUUUAAAGGUGAACUGAUUUAAAAGCAAAAUUAGGUAAAUUUGCUUUCAAAUGUGAAUAUAUGUUGUCCUCCUCUCUAGGAAGUUUGACAGUAUUAGCCAAGAAGAGAGGGAACUAAGUUACUGUCACAGGCAGAUAACUUAAAGUAAAAUUAAACCAAAGACAUUCAAAAUCUGCUGCAAAAGGAAGUUGAAUUCCCCCCGCUUAUUUGCAACAGAAGUGUCAAAAACAGAAGAUGUGAUACGCAGAAGUAGUUGUGAUUGCUUAAAAGCAAGGAACCAUCCUUUUCUGAAAAUUCGCUGUCCAAGUACAGGAGAGGUAAGAAAUAUUCAGAGUUUGCAGUAAGAGAUUUGGGUGGGGGGCUGGCUUUGAAAACGUAUUAGCUGUUUCUUUGUUCAAUCUGCUGUUGAAGCAGAGAUCCCUGUGAUUCUUAGUGGCAGGUUCUCUAUGGGUUUUCCCCCCAGUGACCAGUAAAUGAAGCAACAGCAAACAAGGGGAAUCACUUUUCCUUAAAUGUUACAGUUGAUAAGGUUUGGGUUCUCUCAUCACUCGGCAAUCUCAGUCUGUGAAAGGGACUACUCAAACAGAUUGCUGAAGAGGACGCAAAAAUUAGCCAUCUGGACUGCUUCCAACAUAUUUAAAAACAUAAUAAAAUGCAUAGUUUAGAGAUUCCGGACCCAAAUUUUUGAAACUAUCUCCACCAUCACCUUACCCAGAUCCAGCCUUAGCGCUCCUAUCCUUGGAGCCUGGUACCAACUUCAUCCACCAUGCAUAAAUCUCUCUCUUGUGUUUAUGCUACUUGCCACAGCCAGGAAGUCAGUAGUUUCCCACUGGAAAUCUGACUCACCUCCUUCCUGAGAGGAGUGGCUAGUGAAAGUAUGGAACAAUUGCACUGUCAGAACACCUGGCACACAAACGGAGAGUUCAUCAAGAAUAGACCACUUUCAUUUGACUUGGUGUAACUUUUUCUAUGUUAACUCGCCCACACAGCCCACUAAACCCCCUGCUCCACAAGUAAAUAUGUGGAGAGGCUUUAUUGAGAACUAAUUUGACUCACCUUUUUCUUAUAUGUGAUAAAUCCUGAUUUCCCCCUCCCCUCUGUAUUCUCAUUUCAUUUUUCUAUUUUUACAUUCAUUAUUCUUACUGCAUUUUGUAUGUGCUUAUGUCGAUAAGCAUUCUGUAUGAAAAAUGACAACAACAACAACAACAUUUCUUAUUGGGGUUUUUUUAAAAAAAAUUAAACAAUAAAAGACUUCCCUAUGGAGGACUGCUUUCUGGUGACUUGGGGGGGGGGGUCAUAUAACGCCAUACCCUCCAUCAUUUCUCUGAAGAAAAUAGGGACGUCUUAAGGAAAAGCGGGACACUCUGGAAUCAAAUCAGAAACUGGGACAGCUUCGGAAAAUCCGGGGCUGUCCCUGGAAAAUAGAGACACUUGUGGAGUCUGUUACUUUAAUAUUUUAGAGUUGGGCACAACAGUUUAUAUUCCAGCAUUUCUCAGUAACUAUAAGGGUUGAAGAUGCAUGGAGAGAAUCAAGCUCCAAACUCUGUUUGCUCAGCCUGCUUUUCUCUAAUCUGAUCCCCUGCUUGCUAAAAACUGGCUUUAGCAUGGAUAACAAGCACUCGCAGAUUUUUUGGACUACAGUUCCCAUCAUGCUCAUUCAUGCUGGCUGGGGUUGAUGGGAGUUGGAGUCCCAGACCUUUUUUGUACAGACUGUUAUGCAGCGCCUUUUGAAAGUGAGCUCUUCUGUCCUAAAUAAUCUUAAAUUCUCAUUAUCACCCCAUUGACUCACCUCCCCUCUCCCCAUGACGGAUUUGUGAAAGCAUUCCUAGGAAACUUGGCAGCAUUAACGAAAAAAGGAGUGAAAUAAAGUAGUGGGAGUAGCUAGCUCCCGGAAACAGAAACCGAAACCAGAAAAUCAUAAUCUGUUUUGAUCCCACCACAGUAUUUGCAGCUGAAGCGUGAAAAUCAACAGGAAAUACACAAUUGCUGAAAGCCAGCCUUUUGCCUUUUGUCAAAAAUUGCUGUUUAAGUACAGGGGAGGUAAGAAGCGCUGAAUGUGUCUAUAAAGAGGUUCAUUCAACAAUAGAUCGGUGGGCAGCUGAGUUAUUUCUCUUUUGCUUUUUUGUUCGGCUGAAGAAGGGAUCUCUCUUCUUUUAAGGGACAGGAUCACAGUGUUUUUCAGUGAUCAGAAGGAAAUCAAGGGUGGCUGCUGAUAUGUUUGUGGUUAUCUGAUCUCUAAAUACCGGUACAUAGCUGUCAACUUUUCCCUUGAGAGGAAUCCUAUUCGGAAUAAGGGAAUUUCCCUUAAAAAAUGGAAACAGUUGACAGCUAUGCUAAAUAGUCUCAGACUGUGAAAGGAUUUAUUCAGAUGACUUGUUGAAGAAGCAGCAAAGAAAGAACAAAUUAGAAGCCAGUGUUUAAGAUGCCUCAUGGGUAGCCUGAAACAUCUCCUUUUAAAUUUCUCUUUCAGAAAUGUUCUCGUUCCUCCGAUUUGUCACAUGGUGGAGUCAGACAGUGCUGCUGUAGUUCUUUUCCCAAUCUUAAAUUCAAUUUUCCAUGUUUCUGCAUCAGUUUAUCAUCUUUUUUUUUUUUUUAAAAGCCUAAUAAAAAUUCAUUGGCAUUUUUAAGGCAAACUUCUUUUGAUUUACACAUUUUGUAUAUAUAUUUUUACCCAAUCUACCCAUUUUUGCAAGCAUUUCCCCCUAAUAUGAUGCAUUUUGUAUAUAGUUUUAGUUGUGUUUUGGUUUGCUUAUUAUCAGUGCUUUUUCCUGGGGGGGAUGCAGGGGUACGCAUACCUCUAAACGUUUUGUGAAGCUUUGUACUUUUGUCCAUUUACUGUCUUUAUUUUUCCCAAUUUGAACUAUAAAAUGGUGAUUUUCUUGAGUCUAAAUGAGAGUACCCCUAAACAUAUUUUUUUUAGGGGGCGGAAAAGCACUGCUUAUGUAAAAUCUGAACUGAACCAACUCUUUUCUCCAUCCAAACCCCAGUGGCUAACAGCAGAUUGCAAUUUAAAUGUCCUACAGACCAAUCCCAUGCAUAUCCAGUGAUUUUUUCCCCCAGGGAGUACUCAAGGGUAUGCAGUACCUGCACCUCUUAUUGUUGUUGUUAAAAAAUGUUUCACCUACUGUAACAACUUCAUGGUGAGUACCGGCACCUAUUUUUCAAGAAAAAAACACUGUGCAUAUCUACUCAGAAGUAAGCUCCGUUGAAUCCCACUGAAUUGCAGCCUUAGUAGAUUAAUCUGUGUUUUUCUUUUGCUGUUAUUUAUGCAGCUUUGGGUUUUUUGUUUUGUUUUGUGUUUUAUUUUUACUCAUUUAUUCUAAGCCAUUCAGAGAAUGUCGUUUUAGCUAGUGGCACUGAAAUGGCGUAAGUACACAGUGAAAUAAAUAAAUGCAAUACAGUACAAGCCCCUGGUCCACCAGACUGGAGGGGGUUUUGAGAGGUGGAAGUGUCCCUCUGCGCAGCCCUUGCCUGCCUCUGCCAACCUCGGCCAACGCAGAACCGGUCUCAAUGUACUCACCCAAAUAGCAGGUGAGCAAACCUCCUGUUGCUGGUAUCCCUGUUGGCAAGGAGGUGGCAGAACUGGGCUAGCAAAGGAUCCUGAGCUGGCCAUGCUGCCACCAUAUGAUGGCAACAUGUAAGACUUGGCACAUCCACACACACAUAUAUAUAUAAAUAAUAAAUCAUUUUCAGAUUAUAGGGGGGAAAUCAAGGGCUUUCAGGAUUAUGAAGAUAUAGAACUGGGAUGUUGUUGUUGUUGUUGUUGUUGUUGUUGUUGUUUAGUCAUUUAGUCGUGUCCGACUCUUCGUGAGCCCAUGGACCAGAGCACGCCAGGCACUCCUGUCUUCCACUGCCUCCCGCAGUUUGGUCAGACUCAUGUUUGUAGCUUCGAAUACACUAUCCAGCCAUCUCGUCCUCUGUCGUCCCCUUCUCCUUGUGCCCUCCAUCUUUCCCAACAUCAGGGUCUUUUCCAGGGAGUCUUCUCUUCUCAUGAGGUGGCCAAAGUAUUGGAGCCUCAGCUUCACGAUCUGUCCUUCCAGUGAGCACUCAGGGCUGAUUUCCUUAAGAAUGGAUGGGUUUGAUCUUCUUGCAGUCCAUGGGACUCUCAAGAGUCUCCUCCAGCACCAUAAUUCAAAAGCAACAAUUCUUCGGCAAUCAGCCUUCUUUGUGGUCCAGCUCUCACUUCCGUACAUCACUAAUUCCGUACAUCACUAUCCUAUAUAUAGCGUAACAGUUAGGAAAUUCCAACAAGCUGAAGAAGUAAAGCAAGGUACUUGACAGAGAUGCCUUGAAGGAUGUGUGGUGCAUCCAUUCUGGGCGGGGGGAACCCCUCGCAGGACCCCAAGAUCCUUGACAAUUGCCUUCUAUUCACUAAUACUAUUUUAGGGGCAAGAUGUUGAAGAGGGUAGCGGAAGCUGAGCUGCAGGCACUUCGGGAGGAAACCCAUUACAGUUGUACCUCAGAAGUUGAACAAAAUCAAUUCUGGAAGUCCGUUUGACUUCCAAAAUGUUUGGAAACCAAGGCGCGGCUUCCGAUUGGCUGCAGGAAGCCUGCAGCCAAUUGGAACCCGCGUCCGACAUUCCAGCUCCAAAGAACGUUCACUUCCGGGUUUGUGGCAUUCAGGAGCCAAAAUGUUUGACUUGCAAGGCAUCUGACUUCCAAGGUAUGACUGUAUCUGGAACCAUUCUAAUUGGGUUUUGGCUUGGUUUUGGCAUGAAAUUGGCCCUGUUCAGCCUGAAAUGUGCGUUUUUCUUGGGGAAUGGCUUUUAAUUCCAUUGACCAAGGUAUCCUCCUGGAAUCAUCCCUGUGAAUUGGGGGGUUGGAAGCACCGUUCCACAGUGGUUCCAUGUCUCCCUACAUGACUGGCCUCAGGGAAUAGCAUUGGAGCAGAGACUAUACAUCUACACCUAUUUAAAAACUGCUUUGAAGGCUGGAAGGAAUUACUGUUUGGAAAAGGGGAAGGCAUUCUGCUGCAGAUUGCACAACACACCCUACACAGUUUACGUGUUUGUUCCUCUUCUCGUUGUUUCUCCGUCAAGGUCAAACAGCAAGUCUUGCAUACAUCUCAGAAAUGUUGUUUCAUAAGGCAACCAAAUCUUUGUCCAAGGAACUGGACCCAACAGGAGAUUUGAUCCCAGUACGAAGUGUUAUAGACCAACAGCACUUUAGGCCUCUCUGCCUGGUUCAAAGAAAGAGAAAGCAGUCGUGGUGGCAGACCAGUCGUUUUCAGAGAACCGAAUACAAGCUAAGUGAUGUGCUGUUAUCGGGAGACCAUGCUGCAAAACUAGGUAAUUUCCAAUAUUUACAAAGCUAUAUGUACACAUUCAGAAGGAAGCCAUAUUGAGUUUAAUGGGACUUACUCCCAGGUAAGUGUGUAGAACAGAGGUGGAAGAACCUCUGGCCUUCCAUUUGUUGCUGGCUUCCAACUCCCUGAAUUUCUAGCCAUGGACCAUGGUGAUUGGGGCUCAUGGAAGUUAAGAGUCCAACAACUUCUAGUGGCCUACAGAUUCCACACUCUGGUUUAGAUGAUUUCAGGCUCAUUCUCCUUCACACAUUCUUUACAGGGCUAUGUGCAUUCCAUGAUUUGGCAAGAAAAACGCAGGGUGCGUAAUUCAAUUUCAUGAGCAUUUUAGCAUUCUUUUAGAGCGUAUUUCUCAUCCCAUUUUUCUCAGUGGUUUGUGGUAGUGCCAUAGUGUUUUGAAACCUUUACUCACAGUUAUGCUGUUUUAUCAUUAGUUUUGACUUGGAUAGAACCAUAGAGUUGGAAAGGAGGGAGCCAACGGUCAUCUAGUCCAACCCUCUUAAGGGAGUUCAUAGAUGGCAAAUUUCCAACCCCCUCCUUCCCACUCUGCCCCACAAAAUCUCUCGUAGAAUCUUAUUUAUAAUUAAUGUUAUUCUGCUUUCCAUAAUUAUAUUCAGGGGUGUUUUUUUCAGCUGGAACUCAGUUCUGGCACCCCUCAUACGAGAGCAAUGAGGCAUUCAUGAUGAGUUCUGGCAACUCUUUUUCUAGAAAAAUAGCACUGAUUAUAUUGCUUUUAAAAACCACUUAUUGGAAUCUUCAAGCCUUAACACCAUGGCAAAAGCAUACUUUGCAUUAAGGAAGUCCUGGGUUGCCCUCCAGUAUCUCCAGGGCGGGGAAACUCAGAGAACCACAGCUAGACAGGGUAGAGAAGACAAUGAGCCAGAUGGACUAAAGUUACGUUUGUUGUUCUAGUGUCCCUUUUGUUGUCAUUGAUUUUUCUCAAUUUUUUUAAUCUCCAGAAGUCCAAGAUUCAGGUUCAUUCACUGUUGUGGACCACGUCGAUGGAAAAGUGGAGGGAAAUAUUGGUGGGCGGAUUGAAGAGACAAGAGUAGAAGUGGUGGCGGCUGUUAGUAUGUCUCAUUCGAGGUCUGUGAACGUGAGAAAGAUAUAUGUCCACCCCCAGCUCCUUGAUUCUGCAACAAGAGAUGGGUAAGGCUGGAAGAAAACAGUUUUGGAUAUUGACCUCAUAUACCCAGUGGAACUCAACAUCACCCAUUACACUUUCUAAGAGACCACCUCCUUCCCUACAGACCCUCUCAUAUGUUAAGAUCAGUAGAGGGGGCCCUUUUGGUUGUUUCACUUGCUUCAGAAGUGUGGGGGGGGAGGCAAAGGACAUUAUUUGUGGCAGCCUCUAAGCUGUGGAAUUCCCUCCCCACAGAGGUGUGUCCAGUGCUAGAUUUAUGUAUAAGCUAAACAAGCUAUACCCCACUCUCUUGGGGGCCCCAAAAUUUUUAACAAAAAAACCUGGAUGUACAAUUCCAAAAUAUAAGAUAAAAAACAAAUAAAAUAAAACCUACAUACAGCAACAGUGUUUGUGUUGUGUAGGCUCCUAUGAUGUAAGUAAUGGGCCCCGCCUGCUAGCCUGCUCCCUGCAAUAUCACUGGUUUGCUCAUUUCUAUAUACAGUCAUACCUCGGGUUACAGAUGCUUCAGGUUGCGUUUUUUCGGGUUACGGACCGCCGAAACCCGGAAGUACCGAGGUACCACUCACAUAAAAUACCAAGCUACUGAGAUGCCGGGUAAAAGUGACAUGGUCACACUCCUGUGUCACAUUUCAGCAGGGCAAUCAAGGCUGAUUCAGUCCCAAACCCAUGCUUGGACUCAGAGGAAAUGGGUCCAGAGUGAAAAAAUCCUGUACAGUAUUGAUUGGAGUUUAGAACGACGAUAUAGAUUGCAGAAGAUGCACUGCAUGUAGUUUGUAUAUGUGUUGCUAUUUUAUGCACUUUGCUCUGUUGGAUAACGGAUGCAUAUUUUCUUCUUCAGGAAAAUCAACUUGCAACAUGAGUUCAUUAAACAAUCAAAGAUGAUUCGAAGGGACCUGUUUGUCAUCAAUGAGGCAGUGGAGACUGUGGAAGAGACAGAGUUCAGGGAAUCCAGCAAUGCUGAAGGCAACAUCUUUUACGACACCUGCAUCAAUCUGAAACUGAAGGUCAGGUUCGAGUUGCGGCCUUUCAUUAAAUAAGGGGUGGGGGAUGGACACACACAUCCUUGCAGUCAAAUUUUGUUCCAUGUGGUUGAUCCAAAUUCUUCUUUCAUGUACUAGGGUGGCAGAGGCAGUAAGAAAGCAAUCAUCGUUCCCAAAUCCUGCAUUCUGGCAUUCAGAGCAAAGCAACUGUUAUUUGGAGAGAGAGAUGCACGUAAGAUACUUUUUGUUUGAGACCUAGACCACUGUGACUUAGCUGCCUUGCUGAGAUGGAACUUGUGGCGAAGAAGGGAUGCUCAAGCAAAGCCUCUGCCACCUUCUCCCUUGCCCAACAGCAACACAGCAGCCCUGCAGUGCUGCCUGUGGGUCUUAUUCUCCAGUAGCUGCUGCAACCAUCCUCCCAGUUACUCCUGAAGCCCAAAAUGGGAGAGGACCUGGGAUGCACCAAAGCAUACUUUUUAAAAGGCUGUGAGUCAGGGCACCCAGCACUCCUCGGUUCAAUCCACACAGAUGAGACUUGAUGCUGGUUUUCAACACAGCGUCCAGUUCUAUCUCAAUACUGGCAUAAAUCAGAAAUGAUUUCAGUGAGGCUUAUAAAUGGGCCCUGAAGUGAAGGACAUGAGACAGGAGUUGAUCAUGCAGGUGAGCUAUGCUGCCAGCUAGCUCUGCAGAGGCUCUUUUUAUUAGCACAAUAUGCAAAACCAGUCAGAUACAUUUGGGACUGUGCCCUUUACACAUCUUCCAAUCAUGCGAUCGUGGGGUGGUACAAAGUUAUUUUGGCACCUGUUUCCACUGUGUCACUUUCCCCUUGAACAAUGUUUAAAUGACGGAGUCAAAGGCCACAGACAGGGCAUGGCAGACCACUAAGAGAGCAAAAGGUUAGAUAGAGGGCAUGAUGUUCAGACAGCUGUGGCUUGUCUGUGGGCAGAGGUGUGCUUCACACCCAGCAGUCAUUCCUUCAGGGCCCAAAAUGGCUUGGCUCCUCAGAAAAGUUAACUUGUGGAACAAAGGUUUCUCAUCUCCCCCAUAGCCCUUUUGCACCAUCUCACAUUAUUUCAGAGAGCCCAUUUGUGGGGCACGGAGGUCGUGGGAAUGGGAAACUUUCCUUCUGUGAGCUUCCUUUGUUUAGCCAUCUUAGGAUCCACUGUCUACUUUCCUUCCCAAAUUUAUACAUCACUGGUAAGAAAGAAAUUUUCACACAUUUGAAUAUUAAAACAAAAUGCCAUUAUUAUUCAUACACUUUAUGUAAACUAGUACCUUUUUGCUCUUUCUCCCAGAUAUUUCACACUAUCCAUCCAAGGGAAGAGGAAGUUUUGGUAAGCACAUUUUAGGAGUUCCAUUUUUAUUUUUUUACAGACAUUGGACAGAGUGAUAGAGAUGGCUUGAGAGUGUCAUUGCUGUAUUCACAUCACAUACAUUUUUCUCUGGCCUAAUGUGAUGUCUGAGAAACGGGAGGAAAUCCAGUAUUUUUAUUUGAUUCAACUUGAAGCAGGGAAUAGUUGGCUGUUGUAGCAGGAGGUCUUGUGAAGCAAUGAUAACAACACCAUGGGUAACAGUAGCUGAAUCAUGCCAACUUUGGCUCUUUGAAAACUGUCUCUAUCCUAAAUUAAAAUAUGUUCUUAACAGAUAUACUUGAUGGCAGAGAAAUCCAGCAUCUAAUAGAGAUGCGGGGUGAUGGCAGUUAUGUACAUUGGUAUGAAAUCUUUAUUUUCCUGAAAUGUAAAGGAACUGAAAGGGAAGGAUCAACGAUCUCUAUAUGUACUUUCUCAUUUCUCCGGCUAGAAUAAAAUGUGUUCUUGUUCCGUACGAACUGCAGUGCGGUCCUAAGCAUAUUUAUUUAGAUGGGCCACUGAUUUAAAUGGAGCUUACUCGCCUGUAAGUGUGCAUAGAAGGACAGUCUUUCUGGAUUUCAUUCUGUGGAAAAUUGGUUUGAAGUAUUUUUAUACCACUUCUAAAAGUUGGAAAGCUUCUCAAAGCGGCCCAUAAAAUAAAAGCAUGAAAAAGUAACACAAGCGUGCACACAUUAACUAACUAUGGCUGACAUAGUAUUCAAAGUAAUAAAAAUAUCAGAAACGGUUAAAAUUGUAAUUAUAAAUAUUUGUCAAACAUUCUCUUAGAGCAGGCAUGGCCAAACUUGGCCCUCCAGCUGUUUUGGGACUACAAUUCCCAUCAUCCCUGACCACUGGUCCUGUUAGCUAGGGAUGAUGUGAGUUGUAGUCCCAAAACAGCUGGAGGGCCAAGUUUGGAACAAAGAUGUGCAACUUACAGACCUUGGGGCCCAGACUUACAAGCCCCAGCAAAGGAUCAAGCUUGUACCUUGGAGGUACUAUAUAUGACUUCCACUGACUUUGGCUGGUGAGCACAGCCCUUUCAGAGGAAGCCCAAUCUCUGUUAUACAUGUCAGGCUGACAUCUAAGAUAGACUCUGUACUAGAUGUGUUAGACUACACACCUAACUGAAAGUAAGCCUCAUUGAACUUCAAUAGGAUUUUAUUUUCAGUAAGUGAAUAUAGCAUACGAUUGCACUGUAAACUUGCUUAUCAUAACACUGAUUUGUGAAUUACCACUGUACUUCUUUUACAUAUAAUUUUUAAAAAGUAUUUUACAUUUAAGGUUUAAUGUAAGUAAGCAGUUAUUAAAAAUUUGCAUACAUCCGAAGAUCACAGGGUGGUUCACAAAAUAAGGAACACAAAUUACGUAAAAAGACAAAAAGCAAACCAAUAAACUCCCUCCCACAGUUAAAAGGGCAAAGAAUGUUUAUAAUCAGCCAAAGGCCUGGUUACAGAGGAGUGUUUUAUCCCUGGGGAGAGCAUUCCACAAAUGGGAGUUGUCAGAGUCUGUUGUUGUUGUUGUUUUGCAUUUCUUUCCCCAUUGACCCUACAUUUCUCCCCCACCUGCCUACAUCCAUCUGCCCUCUUAUGAUGUUGCUGGAUCACACCAUCUCUGACUAUUGGCCAGGCUAGAUGGGGUUGGAAUCCAACAACAUUUGGAGAGUCACAGGUGAACACUCCUUGUUUAAGGUGCCUUGAGACUCUGUUGCGUUACCUAAUGCAACUUUUAAAAACUUCCAAAAUAGACCAUGAAAAGUAGUUGGGAGCUUCCAUUUGUUCACCAUGCAGCAGUUAGAUUAUUGAUGGGAAACUCAGAGGUGUGCUCAUACUGUGUCAAUACAUUAAAAUUGCACUGAUUCCCUCUUUGUUUCCAGAUAAAACUGUUCAACUAUGCGGAAGUAGACAAUGUGAUUCAAUUGAGAGAAAAUGUAAGUAGAUUUCAGAAUGGUAGGUUGGAAUUAAAUGUGGGUCCUGAGGUGGGAAAUCUGAAAACUACUGUUUCGGCUAACUUUUUAAUUGAUUACCUUUUUACAUUGCAAUGCCUCAGUAAAGAUGUUUUUGAGGAUUCUGAAGGAAGACAAUAGAUCUUGUGCUGUGUGGGAUUUUAAAAACCAAUACCACUAAUAUUCCCUGUUUAGGGAAGCUUUUAAUGUUUGAUGUAUUAGUAUUUUAAUAUUUUUUUGGAAGCCGCCCAGAGUGGCUGGGGAAGCCCAUCCAGAUGGGUGGGGUAUAAAUAAUAAGAUUAUUAUUAUUAAAAUAAAACAUUUAUUGUUUUUAUCAAACUUAUUUUAUCAAACUGAAAUAUUAUCCUGACCUUCAGAUAUAGAAAAUGUUAUAUGUUCCUGGACACCAAAAUCAAAUACUUGGCAGAUGGCAUCAAGCAUAUUUAUCGUUUACUCUGGGCAAAAAUGGGGAGGGGGAAUGUUAACAUUUCCAGAGUACCAGCAUCAAAGCUACAUGCACUAUGAGAGGCAGGCACUCCAAGGCUUCUCUAAAUGACCUAUGAGGUUUAUGAGUUUAAUGCAGCCUUCAUCCUAGCACCCUCUAGCUAUUCUUGACUACAACAACCAUCAGUCCCAGCCAGCAAAACUGAUGGGGUUGCAGUCCAGAAUAAAUGUUAAACGGCUUAAUUGAACAACACCAUAUUUUUCGCCCUAUAGGACGCACUUUUUCCCCUCCAAAAAUGAAGGGGAAAUGUGUGUGCGUCCUAUGGGGCGAAUGCAGGCUUUCGCUGAAGCCUGGAGAGCGAGAGGCGUCAGUGCGCACCGACCCCUCUCGCUCUCCAGGCUUCAGGAAGCUAUCUGCAAGCCUUGCGAGCCCGGUGGGAGUUUCCGCGGGCUCGCAAGGCUUGCGGGCAGCAGCCUGCAGCCCGAAGUGCCCUCUGGAGGACGCCCCGUGCUUCGCGCAGGUGUCCGCAAGCCUUGCGCGCCCGGGGGGAGUUCCCGCGGUCUCGCAAUGCUUGCGGGCGGCAGCCUGCAGCGCCCUCUGGAGGACGCCCCGUGCUUCGCGCAGGUGUCCACAAGCCUUGUGCACCCGGGGGGAGCUCCCCUGGACGCGCAAGGCUUGCGGGCGGCAGCCUGUUCUGGGGGCUGGGGUCGGGGGAAGCUCGGGCUUCCCCCACCCCAGCCCCGUGGCUGGGGGGGGGGAAAUAAAUUUUUUUUAUUCAUUUCCCCCCAAAAAACGAGGUGCGUCCUAUGGGCCAGUGCGUCCUAUAGGGCGAAAAAUACGGUAAUUUGCUUUAAUUGAAGUUUUUUGAUGGGCCCCAAACUUUUUUGUAGGCUGUUGGGAGUUUUGUGGGUCCUAGGCACUGUUGGAGAUUCAUUCCCAUGUCUGCAGUCAUGGGAUUGUUGUCUAUCACAUAACGGUGUAUGUUUUCAUUCCACAGUGUGGGAAGUGACAGAGACAGGAUGUUUUGUGUUACUUUCUUCCAUGAAGUGGGACUAUUGUCCUUUGUUCUUUCUCCUUGCUGUCUGAUGAGAAAGAGGCAGGAGCUAAGUCAGGAUGCUCCGAGUGUAUUAUAUGUAAAUAAACGUAGAUUAGCCAAAUGCUGAGCUACUGAAUUCUGUUACGCAAACUCUGAAUACUCUGCGGAUCCCUGAGUGUGCUAAUGCAUUAGUCGCUGUGAUGUUCGGGCAGAUGAAACCUUUUGAAGCUCCCAAAUGAUCGACCAGGAGGGAAAGAACAUGCCAAUCGGGCAUGUGUCUCUGCCAGGCUUCUACACAAGAGUAGGACGCUCCUAACAGGCACUGCAUAGAUACAGAUAAUCCAGCCCUUCAAGGGGCUAGUUCUAGUUUGGAUCGGAGCAGUAACACUGAGGGAAUUAGAGUUUCUUAUUUCUAACCCUACCACAACCUCCAGCAUUGCUAGUAGCCCUACAGGGAGAAAAUGUAUCUUACAGGUAUUCUGAGGUUCUUUUCAGUAACAUGGAGUAGUAUCAAAUUUGUGAGCCCUAUGUUUUGUCCCUUCCCCUAAUCUCUAAUUCUGUCCAUACUGCCAGUGAUCUCAGGAAUCAUCAGAGAACACAAGAGUAAAGACAUACAGCAGGAAGUUAAGACAGAAUUUGUAAUAUUCUCUUCAUUAUCUGCGAUGCUGCGUGGCAAAUUUCUAACUGGCUUUCUGGUGAUAAUGAGAGAGAAUGACUUGUUGCAGGAACUGGAGCUCCAGGUAAAGUUUUUUUUAAAAAAAUUAUUUUACUUUAGGAUUUCAUUUAUAUAUCACUCUUAAAUUAACAUAUUGCAGAGUGGUUUAGAAAUAAUAAUGUAAUACAGUGGUACCUCGGGUUACAUACGCUUCAGGUUACAUAUGCUUCAGGUUACAGACUCCGCUAACCCAGAAAUAGUACCUCAGGUUAAGAACUUUGCUUCAGGAUGAGAACAGAAAUGGUGCGGCAGCAGCGGGAGGCCCCAUUAGCUAAAGUGGUGCUUCAAGUUAAGAACAGUUUCAGGUUAAGAACGGACCUCCGGAACGAAUUAAGUACUUAACCCAAGGUACCACUGUACACACAAAGAAAUACUAGUACAAACAAAAUCAUUACUUUUUAAAUCUUCAGAAUUGUUCUGUAAACAAAACAAAACAAAGCAAAAGCAGUGAAAUGAGGUGUUAAAUAAAAUGUUCAACAGACAUGGCCUCUCAACAAUCAGGGGUUUGUAUGACCAGUUAUAAAUGGGAAACACAUCUGAACCACUUAGAGAGAAGUAGGACAAAAAAAUUCAAAAAUUCAAAUAUCUUUAAUACGGUCAAUGACCAGGAAGCAAUUUAUAAAAUAUGACAUUAAGAGUAGUAUUGUACUACAAGUAACAGUAAAAAUAUGGCCAAUUCACAGAAUUGGUGCUUAUGUUUAUGACCAGGUUUCGAGUUUUAAGUUUUUAAAAUUCAAUUCAGGAGUCGCUACUGUUUAUUAUCGUUCCUUCGAUGUUUACAGUUUGAACUCCUUUGUAGACAUCAUUGCUCGUCUUAUUCUUGUUGCAAUGUAACAGUACUUUGCCACGGACCUGUUAAUUUCGGGCUCUUUGUCAGCUAAGAGGUGUCUGAUAUAGGUGUCGUCUGUACUACGAGGUAUUUUCCUCAGAAUCGGAUCGAUCAGCUCUUUUCUUGAGUCUCGAUAUAAUGGGCAGUAUAAGAUGACAUGCCCAAUGGUUUCGAUUUCAUUGCUGUUACAGGGACAUAAUCUUUGUUCGAUCGGUAUUUUAUUGUAUCUUCCCUCUAGAAGAGCUGAAGGGAGAGCGUUAAAGCGGGCCCUGGAAAAUGCCCAUCGGUGUUUAGCGUUGUCUAGAACUUUGAGAUAGUUUGCUAGAUGUGGCCUUUGGGAAUUGUAUAGAAGUUUAUAAGUUAUCGGAAGUUGGUUAAAGUCAUGUUGGGUUUCAAUGUCCCUGAGUCUUUCUUUGAUUAUGUUCUUGGCCCUUCCCCUUUCUAAACUUAAUAAAUACUCUGGGGAGAGACCGUAUGUGGCCAGUUUUCUGAGAAUGCCCUUCAACCAGCUAGAUUGGAAUUUGUCAAGAAGCAUCAGGGAAAGUAGUCCAACCGGCGAGUUGUUAAGUCUUAGCCAAGUGCAUAAGGUUCUUAUCCAUACUUUGGCUUUAAUGCUGUAUAAGCCCCCUUCCAGUCGUAAGGCGGCGUUUGGGACGCAUUUAGGUGUUUGCAGGAGUGAUCUAAGGAAACCUGGUUGUAUCUUCUCAUAUGGGUCUAGAUUAGAGAGGGAGACGAGUGGUGCGCCGUAUAGGAUUUGUGCUGUUGGUUUUGCAACGAAUAGUUUAAUUGUAGCAGGAAUGAAAUUUCCUCCCGUUGUACAAUGGAAUCUUAGGAUUGCUGUUGUACUUUUUUGUGCUGUAAAGGAGCUGUAGUUUAUGUGGGCAGUCUUCUUCCUUGAUGCUUGGAAUAUCACUCCUAGAUAUUUAAAGCAUGUCACUUGUUCAAUCUCCUGAUUGUCUAAAUUCCAUCUGUAUAUUUUCCUUUUGUUAGAGAAAACCAUGAUUUUUGUUUUUGGUAGUUCACUGCUAGUUUCUCUUCUCUACAAUAUUGGGAUAAGCUGUUAAGAGCUCUUUUGAGGCCCAUCUGAGUCUGGGACAAUAUAACCGCAUCGUCUGCAUAGAGUAGGAUAGGCAGUUUUUGUCUGCUAAUUUUGGGGCGUGUGUAUCCGCUCCUUGUAGGUGGUCUAUUAGGGAGUUUAUAUAGAUGUUGAACAAAAAGGGGGCCAAAAUGCAUCCUUGUUUAACUCCCUUUGUUGUUCUAAUGAAAUUAGAGAGUUGACCUUCUUGGCUGCAUCUUAUACGAAGUCGUGUGUUGUUGUACAGUUUGUAUAUUAGUAGCAGCAGACGUCGGUCUAUGGAUGAUUUGUUGAGUUUGUCCCAGAGUCGAGUUCUUGGGAUGGAGUCAAAGGCUGCUUUAAAAUCUACAAAUGCUGCGAAUAGGUGGUGAUUGUGAUGCGACGUGUAUUUCUCAGCUAGGUGCUGUAAGAUCAGGCAGUGAUCCAUUGUGGAUCUCCCUUGUCUAAAUCCUGCCUGUGCAUCAUCAAGAAUCUUCGCUCUUUCUAUCCAUUCGCACAGUUUCUCACUGAGGUGUUUAGCGUAUAAUUUACUUAUUAUAUUCAGGAGGCUUAUAGGUCUAUAGUUGGAGGGAUCGUCCCUCGAGCCUUUUUUGUAAAUGGGAAUAAUGAUGGAAGUCCCCCAGUCGUAUGGGAUCUGUGCAGUUCUAUCUAUAUAUGUGAACAGAGAGGCAAGCAAGGGGGCCCACCAGUUCGCAUUGGUUUUGAAUAGUUCCGCUGGUAUACAGUCAAUUCCGGGGGCUUUCCCGUUCUUUAGUUGGUCAAUCAGCAGAUGGGUCUCUGUUACUGAGACUGCUGGCCAUGGCUGUAUCUGAUCAUCUGGUAUGUCUAAUGCAUAGGACUCAUCGCUAGAUUCCUCGUAAAGAUUAUGGAAGUGCGUUUCCCAGGCUUUCAUUGAUAUGCAGCAGGAUAGUUGUGAUAGGCCCCUAUCCGGCUGUACAGCUACGAUUCUCCAGAAUAAUGAUGGGUUACUUGAUUUGGAGGCCUCUAUCAGUUGCUGCCAUAAUAACUUCAUUGCGUAUCUUUUCUUUUGUGUCAGAAGUUUUUUGUAACUUCUUUUGGCUUCAAGCAUCUUUUGUCUGUUGUCCUCUGUUGGAUUAUCCUUAUGGCAGAUGAAGGAGUGGAUCAAUGAUUUCUUGGAGGUUAUACACUCAUGAUCGAACCACUCCCUGGAAGUUUUCCGACGGUGGGGAGACUUGGAAUUCGGUUUUACAACAAACUCUUGAAUUUUUUGUAUAAGCAUUUCAUAUGUUGUCAUCAUGUUCGGGCGCUCUCCUCUAUUUCUAAGCACCCUUCCAUAAUUGCUUUUGAGAGACGGUAGCUCUCCUCAGUUUUAUACCAGUUAGAUAUCCGCUCGCUCACUUGUCCGUUCCAUCUGAUUUUCUUGAGGCCUGUUCCGGGUGUUAGAUCUGGUUGAUAUCUGUGUUGUGGUUUGGGCAGAUCAAAGGGUAAAUCACACACGAGGGAUAAAGGUAGAUGAUCACUUUCAGCUCUUGCUGUAAUGGUGAAUUUUGAUAUCCUAGGGAUCAGGUCCUGGGAAACAAUGCAAUAAUCUAUCGUUGACAGUUUGUGUCCUGACCAAUAUGUAUAUUGACCAGGAUAAUCUCCUUGUAUAGCCCCAUUCAGUAAGUGUAGAUUUUGUCUGUAGGCCAUGUGUGCUAAAUGUAGUCCUCCAAUGUUGCAUGUCUUAUCGUAGGAUGAUCUUAUCAUUGGGGUGGGAUAGUUUCCAUUUCCGGAGGCCAUUGGUGAAAAUGUGCAUAUAGGGCGUUGUCGUUAGGGCCCACUCUUGCGUUUAGGUCACCAGCUAGUAAUAUCAUGGCUGACGGGUGUUGUCUCCUCCAUUGCAUCACGUGGGCUUCCACUUCUUUCCAUAGUUGUUCUACUUGUGCCUGCCGACGACAUGUAGGUAAGUAUAAGUUUAUGCAUAGCAGUUUGCUUUGUCCGAAAUCUAAAACUGCUGCUACAGACCAUUCAUCAUUGGAGGGUAAUUGGAUAAUAUUAGCUUGUAUCUGCGUUGAGAACAGUAAGGCUAAGCCUCCUUUGGGUCUGCCCCCUCUUUGACUAGGUGUUGCUCUUUUAAUACACGAGUGGUAAUUAUCCAGGUAGAGCUCGUCUAUCGACCAGGUUUCCUGGAUGAACAGGAUGUCAAAUUUAGUGAGGAAGUCCAUUAGAUUGGGAUCUUUGCUUUUAGCUCCCCACCCUGCGAUGUUCCACGUACAGGUGGUCAGCUUGUGAUUUUUGGUUGUCAGACAUCUCAAGGGACAAUCAAGCUUAGGUUUAUAGCCAAUUUGGGAUUUAUCAUUCAUUAUGUCCGUUUUGGGGUGUGUAGUGGGACAUUUUGGCACGGUGUGAACUUGGACACAUUUUAGUGUCCCGGAGGGGCGUUCUUUCCCGUGACCUUAUUUCAGUCCGUGUGGAUGGUGUCUAGGGCUCCUAGGUUGUCCACAAAGAUUGAACCGUUCUUGCCUGGUGGUACCGCUAUUUCAGCUUGAUGUGUUAUUGUUUUCUUUGUUAUAGGUGGUUCCGUAGGUCCGAGUUCCUCUGGCGAUAGGAAUAGCCUUAGUAUCCACUCACUGUUGGAUAGAGGUUUUGUGGUAUAGGUUGCAUAGUUAAAUUCCCUGGUGACGGGUGUGGCUAGGAGUGUAAUAGUUUUCCUUAUGGAUGCUAAUCUUUCAAUUAGUGCGUCCUGAGCUUUAUGUAUUUGUUCAAUAGUUGCUAUGAAGCGGUUUUCCUUCUCUAUGUUGGAGCUUUCAUCUGGUACGUGAUUUGGGGAUAGGGUUUUUGGUCUUUUAGCCAGCUGGUUUGGGGCUUUGUCUGCCUCUAGUUGAAGCAUCUUACAGUUCUCGUCCGUCAUAGACAUUGUCGGCUUUGUUUUUAUCUUAUCAGUCUUGAUUGUUUCGAUGAGAGGAGUGGGAGUACCGGACACUUCGAAUAGGCGAGUCACCUGCAAUCCAACCCUUUGUAGCUUGUCCUUAUUGUCUGAAACUAGUUUGGUUGUGUGCCAGUCUCUGAAUGUUACCACAACUCUGUUUAGGUCCUUGUCUGAUGGCAGAAAUUUAACAUUAAUGAUGUUUUCUGCUGGGACGAACCCUCUAACGGCUAAUUCAGUUUUCUUGAGAAUAUAAAUUCUCUGUUGUGCUGGAGAAAGGAGAUCUUUGUGCAUGUAUACAGGUAGGAUGAUGAGUUUUUGUUUGUUUAGAAUUAGAUUUCUGCGAGAGUAUGUUGUUUUAGGAGUAGUUUCUUGCUUAGGGAUCGGGUUUUCUCUUGAUUUUCCCGCGGUUCCAUUCGGGAGCGCUAGUUGCUCUGUUGAAUUAUGAAGCCUAGCCUUAUAGAGUUCCUCUGUUGAAUUGAAAAGCCCAGCCUUAUGGAGGUUUUUAUUUGGGCUUGGGCUUGGGCUUUUAUCAAGGGGUGGCGGGACUGGGUUAGCUGGGUUCGUUGGAUUUGAAUUUUCUAAUAGCUUAAAUAGUCUUGUGAGGUUCAUUUUCUUUGUUCGAGAUGGGAGCUUUGUCUUCCUUCCCAUUUUUACGUUCUUGGGCUUCUUCUCUUUAUUCCUGGGGCACUUCCCCUUUAAGAGGGGUUUCUUAGGGUCAAUUAAGUUUCCCUUCUGGUUUGCUUUGAUCCUAGAUGUUUUCCUUUUUUCCACAUUAUGUCGGGUUUUAUUUUCCUUACUGGUGUUAUCGUUUGGUGUGCUAGAGAGAAUUUUAUAUGAAUGCAAGUUGUCUAUUCUCCUAGUUAUUUCAGUCAAAGUGGUAAGUAGGCCCAAGCAUUCUGAGAGGAAGUCUUUGAUGUGUCCCAGAUCUCUGCCUAUCUGCAACUUCUGUUCAUUUAACAGAUCAUUAUAUAGCCCUGUUAGUAUGUAGGGGAGGCAUUCCAAGUCCAGAUAUUGGGCUCUUGUGUCCUCCAGGUCCCCAUUCAUCACAAUGUGAAACCCCAUCUUCUCCCCGGGCCCUGGUCCCUGGGAGGGCUCAUCUGUCUUAAUUACUGGGUUUUCCUCUUGUGACUCUUGUUCCUGCUCCAGCCCCGGUUGAUUCACUGAGGUUUCAUCUUCUAUGGCAACUUGUUUUAUUUCCGUUGCCAGAUUGACUCCCACCCCUUCUUCGUCUGUUUCCAUUAGCUCCCCGUACCUGGUGCGGUCUAUGGACCAUUCGUGGGGGUGUCGUUUGUCAGCAUUAUUUAUUUUGUCUGUUUUCGGUUUAAAAUAUUGUGAGAUUUUCACCUGCCUUCCUCUUGUAGAGGGUUCAGCUGCUUUGAUGAGGGGAAUUCCCAGCUCUUUAUAGCUCUGUCUUGUGAACACCAUUCUCUAGGUUGAAAGCUUCCCUUAUUGGGCACUUUAUUGUAGAAAUAAAGGUAGAGGUAAAGUUUGGAAAACCGGUGUCCAGGCUGUUGGAUCAGGAGCCUCCCUACCUUUCCCUCUUUAAGCCUUAACUUGGGGCGGGAGGGUAUUCAUGGGGGAGUUCUUGGACUUAUCUUAUCGAGGUUAGGCUCAAUGGAGUUCAGCGGUUUCCUCUGCUUCUUUGGUUGUAUUUCAAGCCAAUCCGUCGUCCGGGAGCUCCAAGGUUGUAAGUCAGUGUAGCAGUAUCAGUAAACAGUGCGACGAUAAAACAAUAAAACAAUAAAAGAAUAAAAGAAUAAACUAAUUAAAACGAGGCGACAAGACAGACAGCCAACAGUCUUUAAGGUCCUUAACGUGCAGUUUUGGGGUCUUGAAGAGGCUAAAACUAAUAAAAACGCUUAGUUAAAAUCGGAGGCUCUAAUUAGGCUGCUACCUCCGUCGCCAUCUUGGCCCCUCCUCCCUCGGACAAAAAAAAUAAAACCAGUGGCUGUGUUGAACAUUAGGAAAAGGUUUUUCAGGGUGUGGGCGAGUGGUUUGCAACUGAAAAGAUGAUUUAUCAUACAGUUUCCAGUUGCUGGUUGAGUCCUUCCUUAGGAUCUGGCAGUUCUCAUAUCUCUUGCUUUCAAUGGGGGGGUGUGAACUUGACUGCCCUCCUUUAACCUUGCCCUAUUGACACGAUGGGCCCCUCUCAUUACAAUCUUCUACACACACACACACAAACACACACACAAAAAAUAUGAUAUAUAUAAUAUAUAUAAUAAAUUGGAGGUGCAAAAAUUAUCGACUGCAGUUACCCAAUAUCAAAACUUUACUUAUUAGCAACAGUCCAGUCUAUCAUUAGGCCCUCAGCUCCCACACUGCAGUACUCCCUGCCCAAAAGAGUCAUGCUUUUUCCUAAUGUUUCUAGUCUUUGUGGAUUGUGCCACAUCUAAAUAAAAAUGGCCAAAUGGUCCAGAGUCUUGAUGUUCACAGCCAUUUACAAAUAAAGUGAUACCAUCACCUACCAAGCCCUACUUUUGCAUAUGUGCUACGCAUGGCCAAAUCUCAGGUCAUAUGUUAAUGUACCCACCAUUUGGCAUUAAAAUCUUUUGCUGUAACCUAAACUCUCAGCUGGAAGAGGCUCUUGAAGGCACCGGUCAAUUCAAGCUGAAGGCUGGCAAGCCAGAGCUGCGAGACAUGGUGGAGAAUUUACAAGAUUCCAGUGGGGCCGUUUUCGCUGACCUUGUUAAGGCAGUCCUCUACUUCCUUUACGCUCUAGAUGGUAAGCAUUAUCCCUCUCAAAAUAUCAGAAUCAAGUAUUUGACUUGAAUGGAGAACAUUUCAGCUCAGGAGCAGCUGAAAGUAAAGAUGGAAGGACAGAUCAUCUUUAAGACAGAUGCCAGAACUCAAGGUGGUUGAAAGCUCAUACCUGCCCCACAAAAUCUGAGAUAUGGUGGUAUUUGCUUAUCAUUUUCUAGUUGGGAUGCUCAAGGAAUUCAGUCUUUGCAAGCUCCAACCUGAUGAAUGUGCAGCCUGGACCUUAGCUAUCCAUAAGCUUUUACACUUUUUCUUACAGUUCUGAUUAUAACAGAAAACAUUGGUUCAAUGAUUUGCAAAUAUUCUUUUCCAUGUAUUGUCACAACUACAUAAGACAACUAAAUGGGUUACUUUUAUAAAUUCAGAGUGUUUGGGCUAGGCAGAGGCAUCCUACAGGUAGGAUUAAGGAUUAUCAGUGGGCAAUGCUCAAACUGUAGGACUCCCACUCAUCUCAAACAGCCCUGCAAGCUUCAGGACAGAUGCUGGAGAUGCCAGACUGUGACAACAGUUAUCUUCCAUAUGUAUAUUGAUCCUGCACAGCUCCUUUGCCAGAUGUGGACAUAAUCCUCCCCCCCAAAAAAAUGAGCUCUUAGAGUCUCUGAUCCCUAAACAGAGCACUUUGAGAAUAUUUAAGGGAGAUAGCCGUAGAGGAAGACAAGUAAUUAUUUUGAGAACCGUGAGGCAACUUACAGCUGCUAACUGAAAAUCCUCAAAAUCUUUGCCAGGUUUCUGCUUUGGCCUUGCAUUUCACAGAAUGGAACCCAUUCCUGAAACUGACAAUAUUCCUCACUUUUCCAGAAUUGACAGAGGAGCAGCUGAUACUCCUGGUAGAAUCUGUGGAGAAGAAGAUUGUGAACAGUCAGCUUGCACUGGUAAGGGAGAAUUCCAGUUAGUGCUUAAGGCAGAGAGAGAGACCACUAGAAAAUACUUUUCCUGGAAAUGGGCGAGGUUAAAGAUAUGCAGAAUGUCACUACUGCACAUUCACAAGUAUAAGGUUUGUGCGCAUCCUUGGCUGAUCCAUCAGAUCAGCACACAUAACUCUUCCAUAUGGCUGUGAGUAAGUAUUGUGACUUCCGGAGGCGGCGCCAGCGAUUAAUGGCGGAUUUCCUCCACCGGAGGAAAUCUCACCGCGACUUAAGGGUCGGAUCCCGCUUUCGGCGUAGCGGGGGACCCCCAAAAAUCAGGCAGGAGAAGCCUGUGAGCCUGGGACCCAGCGGGCACGGUAAGAAGCCCGGCAACAGGCUUGAAAGCGGAGCGGGGAGAGCGCUGUGCUGUGGGCUGUCUGCUCGUUCGUGGUGUGAAGCCGCAAGCUGUUGAUCGGAGAGCGCUGCCUUUCUUCCUUAAAAUCCGGACUUGAAAUCAACGAUCCGUGAGUAGGAUACAAUUUAAAUUGGAACUGUACAAAAUUGGAAUCUGGCCGAAAACGGAAAGAGGCUUAAAAAGGAAGUCAGCCUCUUUAUUUGUAGAUAAAAUAAAGCAUUGAACUUGAAAGCGGAAGCAAUUGAAAAGCACGUUUUAGCGGACUUUAAUCCAAUCAUCCAACCUGGACUUUUCCCUUUCUAAAUUGAGGGAAAAGGGGGGAGAAUUGUGGAUGUGAUUUCUUCAUAAAGAGUGGAAAAGAAGGGAUUGAACCACCACUCAACUCCCUGGGAAAGGAUCUCCAGAUCUCAGGAAAGCAAGAGAGGUACUGUCUUGUAAUAUAUUUUGACAGCUAGUCCUGCACAGGAAAUAAAAGUUUGGACAAUUUAUGUGAAUAUAUAUCUCCUGGUCCUAAGCUAAAAAUUGUGAAUAGACUGUUUUCUUCCUGAAUAAACUAGGGGGGCUUAAAAAAGAAAUUAAAGUAUCCAAGAACUUUUAUGACUGUUACAGUGUCCCCCUAGUGGAACUUGGAACUGUUACAACUUGUUAUAACUGAAACUGUAGCAGACUUGAGGAGUUCUCACGCUGCUUGGCAGGAAAUUUCCACUGUUAAAUUUUAAAUACGUGACUGACCUUGAGCAUUAUCUAAGGAAUGGCAGAUGGUAAAGAGAAGGCGGAUGCUUCGACUACAAGAUCGGGGAGGGCUAUUCGCACAGAAGAAGGAUUACAAAGGAGAUCUUCGGCUUCAGGCCCUUCUGGAACCUCAACAAUAGCCUCAUCGGCACAACUAAAGGUGAAAAGUACGACAAGUGAGGAUGCCUUUGCUCAAGUUUUGGCCAAAGUUAAUGAAUCUUUGAAUAGAAUAAGUCAACAAGUAGCAGAGGCAUCUGACAAGAUUGAUCAAAAUACAAUAAGUAUUAACCAGAAUACAGCAAGUAUAAAUAAUUUGGGCCAAAAAGUAAAUACUAACACAGAGACUAUUCAGAAAUUAUUAGAGGAAUCGGCCUCAAUACGCCAGAUUGCUGAAGAGGCUAAAGAAAUUGCUACAACUUCUGCUACUGAAGUUAAAGAGGUUCAAGAGGAAAUACCAACACUGCACAAACAAUUGGAAGACCACAAACUAACCCUGUCUAUGAUAGAUUUGAAGGAAAAGCAAGUGAAUUUGCGGGUCAGAUCGGUACCUGAGGUGGAAAAGGACAAUCUAGCUGAAUUUCUCACGCAGGAAUUUUUGGACUUUUGGGAUCCAGAAUUGGUAAAAGACAGUUUCAGAAUAGUAAAUGCUUUUAGACUCGGGAGAAGAGGAGAGAAGAAGGUGAGAGACUGUCUGAUUACUUUUCGAACAAAAGAAGAGAGAGAUAAGAUUUUGGGCCUACAUUUUAAGAAGACACUGGAAAUCCAUCGGACAAGGGUGGAAAUAUUUAAAGAUAUUCCGAAAUAUCUCCUGGAUCUCAGAGUAAAAUAUAAAGACUUGGUUACCCUGCUGAGAAGGAACAACAUCAAUUUCAGGUGGGAACUUCCUCAAGGCCUGUCUUUUAGUUACAAAGGAAAGAAGAGGAAAAUAAGAUCGGAAGACGACAAAGACAAAUUUUGUAGAGACCACGGAGAAGACCUACAAAAAGAACUAUUUCCGGAACCAAAAGACCGUUCGAAAGAAGGGAUACCACCGACGGAUGAGGAACAGGCACUAGGUGCAGUAGGAGGAGAAUUAAAACAAUAACAUCAUGGCCCUGCAACUUUUAACAUGGAACUGUCGGGGUUUGAAUUCCCCUCAGAAAAGGAAGUCAGUAUUUCAUAUAUUAAAAAAGGAACAAUUGGACUUAAUUUGUUUACAAGAAACACACAUAACAAGACUACACAGGAAAUUGUUGAUAAAUAAAAGACUUGGUCAGGAAUUUAUUUCGUCAGAUAAAGUUAAAAAAAGAGGGGUUGUGAUCUACGCAAAAGACAAUUUAUCACCAAAAUUUGCUUUUAAAGAUGACCAAGGAAGAUUUGUGGCAAUUGAAAUUCAAACACAAGGAGAAAAAUUUUUGAUUGUAGGAGUUUAUGCACCAAAUGAUGGGAAAUCUGAUUUUUUUAAGAAGUUGCAUGAGACCUUGAUGGACCAUAUGGAUUACAACAUGAUUUUGAUGGGAGAUAUGAAUGGAGUGGUAUCUACUUAUAUGGACAAGGCACAAAGACAGGUAGUCACCAAAGAUGGUAGACUACCGAAAACCUUUUUUGAUAUGACAGACAACUUGGACUUAGUGGAUAUUUGGAGAAUUAGAAACCCCUUGGCAAAAGAGGGAACUUUCUUUUCUGAAGCCAAAAUGACUUGGACAAGAAUUGACCAAAUUUGGAUAACUAGAGGAAUGGCACCAAAGACAAGAAAGGUGGAAAUCUGCCCGAAAAUUUGCUCCGACCACAAUGCUGUUAAGAUGGAAAUGAGAUUAACACCAACUGGCUCCUUCAGAUGGAAGAUGAAUGACACCUUAUUUAGAGAUGGAGAAUUUCUUAAGAAGGCCCAAAAAACUCUAAGAGAUUACUUUGAGAUAAAUCUUAGUUCCAACGUGGAGAAAAGAGUAAUCUGGGAUGCAAGUAAAGCUGUUAUGAGAGGGUUCUUAAUACAACAGAAUGUGAUAAAGAAAAGAACUCAAAAUGAGAAGAAGGAUAAAAUUAUGAAUAAAAUGAAUGAAUGUGAAAAAAGACUGAGAGUAAAUCCCAAAUCUCAAGAGAUUUUGAGAGAGUUAAAGUUACAUCAAGUACAAUAUAUGAAAAUAAUGAAUCAGGAAAUAGAAUGGAAAAUUAAACAAACGAGACAAAAGACCUUUGAAUCGGCCAAUAAAUGUGGUAAAUUGUUGGCAUGGCAAAUGAAAAAGAGACAAAAACUAAAUACGAUUACGAAUUUAGAAGUGGAAGGAAGGAAUAUACAGAACCCUGCUGAGAUUAGAAGUUGUUUCCAGAAGUAUUUUAAAAGACUAUAUACUCAGGGGCCAGUGAAAGAAACAGAUUUAGAUCAAUUUUUGAAAACAAAUGGAUUACAAAAAAUAUCUCAAGAGAAAAGAUUAAUUUUGAAUGACAGAAUAACUGAUCAGGAAAUAGAAGGUGCCAUUCAAAAUAUGCAACUGGGUAAAUCUCCAGGACCAGACGGUUUGACCUCUAGAUACUACAGAUCUUUAAAAGAAUGGUUAAUUCAACCUUUGAAAGAGGUCUGCAAUGAAAUUAUGGAGGGGAAGAGGGCACCAGAGUCGUGGAAAGAAGCAUAUAUUACACAUGUACCAAAAACAGAGACUGAAAAGACACAACUUAAGAACUACCGCCCUAUAUCAUUACUUAAUGUGGAUUACAAAAUUUUUGCAGAUAUUUUGGCGAAGAGAUUUUAAAAAGUGCUGUUGGAAGAGAUUCAUAAAGACCAAGCGGGCUUUCUCCCAGGAAGACAUUUGUCUGAUAAUUUGAGGAAUAUAAUUGAUAUCUUGGAAAAAUUAGAAGUGAAUAUAAACAUGAAAGCAGUGUUGAUAUUUGUAGACGCGGAGAAAGCCUUUGACAAUAUUUCUUGGAAUUUUAUGAAGAAGAAUCUACAGGGUAUGGGGGUAGGCCAAGGUUUUGAGAAUGGUAUAAGUGCAAUUUAUUCAGAACAAAAGGCUAAACUAAUUGUAAAUAAUGUUGUGAUGGAAGAACUUAAAAUUGAAAAAGGGACACGACAAGGUUGCCCAAUUUCCCCACUUCUUUUUAUUUCGGUCCUGGAGGUUCUGCUGAAUAUGAUUAGAAGGGACCAGAUGGUUAAAGGUAUACAGGUCGGAAUUAAACACUCUAAAUUGAGAGCAUUUGCAGAUGACUUAGUAUUGACGUUACAGGAGCCAGAAUCUAGUACUAAAAGGGUUUUAGAACUGAUUCAAGAAUUUGGUCAAGUGGCAGGAUUUAAAUUGAACAAGUCAAAAACCAAGGUUCUAGAGAAAAUUUAACACCGUUUGAAGAGAGAGGUUUCAGAAUGAGACAGGUUUAACAGUGGUUAAGAAAGUUAAAUACCUGGGGAUAAACAUGACAGCAAAAAAUGGGAAUUUAUUUAAAGAUAACUAUGAAAAAUGUUGGUCAGAAGUGAAAAAAGAUUUAGAAAUUUGGUCAAAUUUGAAGCUUUCACUGCUAGGCCGUAUUGCUGCGAUAAAGAUGAAUGUACUGCCCAGAAUGUUGUUUUUGUUUCAAACUUUGCAGAUCGUGGACAAAAUGGAUUGUUUCAAGAGGUGGCAGAAAGAUAUUUCUAAAUUUGUCUGGCAGGGCAAGAAACCCAGAAUAAAAUUUAAAAUACUAACGGAUGCAAAGGAAAGAGGUGGAUUUGCCCUGCCAGACCUUAAACUGUACUAUGAAUCAGCAGCUUUUUGCUGGUUGAAAGAAUGGCUACUUCUUGAAAACACUGACAUUUUGGAUCUAGAAGGUUUUAAUAAUGUAUUUGGAUGGCAUGCAUAUUUAUGGUAUGAUAAGGUCAAAGCACAUAAAGCAUUUAAAAACCACAUUGUCAGGAAAGCGCUGUUUAAUGUUUGGAUAAGAUAUAAGGAUUUGCUAGAAAAUAAAACCCCAAGGUGGCUGUCACCAAUGGAAGCGAAAGCCUUGAAAAAGGUCAAUAUGGAGGUCAAAUGGCCGAAAUAUUGGGAAAUUUUGGAACAAGACGGAGAUAGACUGAAAUUGCAGAGUUUUGAAAAACUAAAAAAUAAAGUGCGAGACUGGCUUCAUUAUUAUCAAAUAAUGGAGGUAUUUAAAUUGGACAGGAAAAUUGGCUUCCAGGUGGAAAGAUCUAAAUUAGAAACAGAACUGUUAGAACCCAAGACUAAGAAUUUGUCAAGAAUGUAUAACUUGCUGCUGAAAUGGAAUACUCAAGAUGAAACGGUAAAAUCGGCUAUGAUUAAAUGGGCACAGGACGUUGGACAUAACAUUAUGUUUGCUGACUGGGAACAGUUAUGGACCACAGGUAUGAAAUUUACGGCAUGUAAUGCCUUAAGAGAGAAUAUUAUGAAAAUGAUAUACAGGUGGUACAUAACACCAGUCAAGCUUGCGAAAAUCUAUCACUUGCCCGAUAACAAAUGUUGGAAAUGUAAAGAAACUGAAGGUACAUUUUUUCACCUUUGGUGGACGUGCCCAAAGAUUAAGGCUUUCUGGGAAAUGAUAUAUAAUGAAUUAAAAAAGGUAUUUAAGUAUACCUUCCUUAAGAAACCAGAGGCCUUUCUCCUGGGCAUAGUCGGCCAAAUGGUGUUAAAAAAGGAUUUCUUUAUGUAUGCAACAACAGCAGCAAGAAUACUCAUCGCAAAGUAUUGGAAGACACAAGAACUUCCCACGCUGGAGGAAUGGCAGAUGAAACUUAUGGACUAUAUGGAAUUGGCUGAAAUGACUGGUAGAAUCCGUGACCAGGGAGAAGAGUCGAUGGAGGAAGACUGGAAGAAAUUUAAAGACUAUCUUCAGAAACACUGCAAAAUUAAGGAAUGUUAGAGUGAUGAUGGACUGAAAACAAGUGGUUUCCAGCUGUACAGGUUAAAGUUAAGGAUAGAUUAAGAUUAAAGAUCAAGAUUAAAGAUGUUUAAAGAAAUGGAAAUUUGAUAAUAAAAGGGAAAAAUUUAAAGUUGUAUGACAUUAAGAUCAAGGAUUAGGCUUAAAAAAGUUGAUGUUAUAUAUCUUAACGUUUUAUUAAAUUAAAGAUUGGGAUUAAAAAAGUGGAAAAGAAACUGCUAGACAAACAAUGUAGAUUGGAAUACAAAAGAGGGAGGUAUGAGGAAGUCCAGAAAAUAAGUAAUUUAAAAUUGGAAAUGGAAAAGAGAGUUUGUUUUUAAUUGUUAUGUUUUGUGUUUUUAUUGUUAAGUUCUGUAUUGUGUGUGUUGUUUUUCUUUUUUUGUUUGUUUAAAAAUUUAAUAAAAAAUUAUUUUUUUAAAAAAAAGUAUUGUGGCAACAAGUCAAGCUUAGGAAUUAUUUUUUUAAAGGCAGCAACCCUUUGUGCGCUUACUGAGGAAUAAGUCCCACAGAAUUUGGAGGUGUGUGCUUUCUAAUAAAAAUGAACAACAUAAUACUUACUGUACAGUAUAAACUCAAAAUAGGAAUUCUACAGUGAUGCAUGCUGCACCUUUCAUUAAUGUAAUGAAUUGAAUGGGCAUAGCAAAAAUGGAAUUCAGUGUUAAACAAGUGUAAAGUGAUUAACAUUGGUGCCCAAAAACUAACCUCACAUAAACGCUAAUAAGGUCUGAAUUGGCCAGGAAAUCAACCUUCAGGUUGUAGUGGAUAGAUCAAUGAAAAUGUUAACUCAUGGUGCAGCAGCUGUCAAAAAGGUGAAUUCUGUGUUAAUGAGCAAUAGGAAAGGGAUCAAAAAUAAAACUGCCUGUAUCAUAAUGCCAUUACACAAAUCUAUGGUGCAACUACACAUGGGAAUAUUGUGUACAAUUCUGGUCACUGUAGAAGCUGAAAAGGUUUCAGAAAAGGGCAUCAAACUGAUCAAGGGGCUGGAGCACUUCCACAGGGAGAAAAAGGUUACAACAUAUGGGGGUUUUUAGUUUAUAAAAAAUGCAAGUAAGAGGGGAACAUGAUAGAAGUGUAUAAAAGUACGGCUGGCUUGGGAAGAAAGUGGAUGAAGACAUACAUACACACACAACUCUCAUAAUACUAGACCCUGGGAGUCAUCUGAUGAAGCUAAAUAUUGGGAAAUUUAAGACAGACAAAAGAACUAUACUACAAAAUUUGUCAUCCACAGGUAUAGCAAUGGCCAUGAACUUAGAUGGCUUUAAAAUGGAAUUAGACAAAUUAAUGAAGGGUAAGACUACCAAGGCUACUAGCCAUGAUGGCUAUGUACUAACCUCCAAUGUCAGAGGCAAUAUGCCUCUCAUAAUCAGCUCCUGGGAAUUACAAGUGGGCAGCUUGUUAUAUGUAGGCUUCCUUAUAAGCAUCUGGUUCACAACUGUGAGGGCAGAAUACUGGACUUUGGCCUGAUUCAGCAAGACUCUUAUAUCCUCAUUAUGUCUAUUGCUUUUCAACACUGAUACCAUUCAUCAAGUAAUGGUAUUACACACCAGGAAGUUCUGAUUUUGCCUUUUUCUUGUUUGCAAAGGUCGGAAGCAUCCUAGAUGACUUCAGCAGAAGAGAAAAAGUGUUUACCAUAGAAACCAAGUUCUUAAGCGAAGAGGAACUGAAUAUAACUGGAGCAAUCAUCGAAAUGAGUGGAGUCACGGUGCAAAAAAAUGGAUCCAGUCUUGCUGGGUCUGGAAGUCCUGAUGCUUUCUCUGCUCUCUGUGCACUAUAUGCAGCUCUGUAUGCACUCAAUAUCCUGUCUACCUAG
Molecule: messenger RNA, 47606 nt
Organism: Podarcis lilfordi (Lilford's wall lizard)
Lineage: Eukaryota; Metazoa; Chordata; Lepidosauria; Squamata; Lacertidae
Source: the annotation of a GenBank genome assembly